Podarcis lilfordi (Lilford's wall lizard) is the source of this 44923-nucleotide messenger RNA. NCBI's taxonomy places the organism in Eukaryota, Metazoa, Chordata, Lepidosauria, Squamata, Lacertidae. The record is from the annotation of a GenBank genome assembly.
GGUGGCUGCAGGUUUAGAAUAUUUACUCAGGCAGUGUGAUUGGCUGGGCCUGGACUAGAGGGGAUAGAAGAAGCAUAUAUAUGGCCAGGUACUGGUCAGCAGCGGUUAGUUGGGAUGGUCUGUCCAGGCUGGUUGGCACCUGUGCUGGACAGGCAGAAGGAGGAGGCAGCAGAGAGCAUCAAAGAAGAAGAAAGAAGACCUGAAAGGCAAGCAAAGUGGUCAAAGAUGUGCUGGGUUAGAUGAAUUACUGGGCUUAGGCUGAAGAGAUAAGGGGAGAAGGAGAAGUGAGAGGCAGUUAAGAACGCCUGGCUCUGAUGUCUGGAGAGACAGAAAAAGAUUCCAGGACAGGACAGGGGGAGAUAUCUGCACUUUAGUAGGUCAGUAGAUAAUAAUAAUAAUAAUAAUAAUUUAUUAUUUAUAUCCCGCCCAUCUGGCUGGGUUCCCCCAGCCACUCUGGGUGGCUCUCAACAGAAUUAAAAGCACAAUAAAACAUCAAACAUUAAAAGCUUCCCUGAACAGGGCUGCCUUCAGUUGAGGUUGAAUCAGGAGCUUCAACAAAAGUAAUCAGUUAUAGCACUGGUGAGGCUUAACUGGGGUGGAGUAAGUACAAGGGCAAUUUGGCAAAAGGGCUUCAAGAGGGUACCUAAUUGCUUUCUCUUGGUUUAGUAGUGUAAAAUAAACUUUUUGGUAUUUAACAGUAAUGAGUUAGCAAAGUGUAUAUCCAUUUAAAAUGUGCUUACAUUAAGGUAAGCGCAUAAGUUUGUAUACCGCACAAUACAGUCAUAAACAAACACUAAUUUAUUUGUUAAAUACUAUAACUUCACUUGGCUGGCUUUUUAAUAUGCUUAUAGUUACAAGGGUUAUUGGUAAGUUAAGGCUUCAUGGGUUAUAGGUGAUAUUAAAUUGCGACAGUGGAAUGGGUUCAAGAAAACCAUUGGAAUGGAAGUUGGGCUUUGUUGAAAGGAUAAGUAAAGAAAUAACGCCCUUUCUCUCCACACAAGCAUACUCCCUCUUUUUAUUGCUUAGACCUGGAAGACCAGAAGAGACAAUCCCUUGCUUAUUCCCAUUUCCUCUACCCAAACCAAGCGAAAGAAAGAUGAGCACAAAGACCAGGCUCCUGGUUAUCACAUCCUUUGAAUCCGGGAGCCAACAAGAAGAAGUGACAGAAAAUGACAUGGUGUCAUCAUGGCAGGCUGUGCAUUUGAUUCUAUGAUGUCAUUUUGCCUUAAACAACUUGGGUCUAGGAUGCCUUAAGGACCAUCUGGAGGUUAUCUGGAGGAAUGCUGCAAGUUACAGAGGCCUGGCUGGCCACAACUGGAAAUCGAGCAUUUGGUGUCACUGGUCCCAUGCUGUGAAACAUGCUUCCAGCAGAGAUUCAACAGACAUCCUCCCUUUUGACUUUCUGGCAUCUCUCAAAUAGUUUUAUACCAACAGGUAUAAUGGGCAGCUAGUCGGAAAAUGAGCUGAUGUUUGAUGCUACUAGGAUAAGAAACACAAGCACUGUUUCAUAUAUAUCCUAGAUAAAGGCAACAGCACAGAAGUGUCAACUUUCCUGCUGAAAAAGCUUGCACAGGAUAUUAAAAAGAACAUAUAUAAAGGGGAAGCUAUACGGAAAGUCCCAAACUCUCCUUCACUUGUGGAAAAGGAAAAUAUUAUUAUAACCUCAUAUCAAGGGCUUAAGAUACAAAUUAGCCAAGAGAACAGGAGCAUUUAUAAAGCAUGAAAAAAUGCAACAUAUUCUGGUUUAUUUUAGCCAACCAUUUCAUUCAACUGCAUUGUACUCUUAUUGUGCCAAGACAAGGGAAUUUGGGGGAUUCCACAAACAAAGAAGGUGAUGCUUUCAAAACAAAUAAUUCCCCAAAUCCCAGUUGUUGUUAGAGGCAGCUUAAGUAGGGUGUGCGUUAUAAACCUUCAGCUGGCAGGUGUUAGUGGAUUAUUUGUGAGGAUUCUCCUUUCAAAUAAACCAGCACAAAUACAGCAAGCAGGCUAAGAUUUAUUCCAAAGCCUGAAAUAGAUUUACAGGUAUACACAAAUCCAACACUGCACUGCAAAAUGGCUCCUCCAAGCAAUAACAAUUAUUACAUGCAGUUUACAAAGGCUGGCAAAGAUUUCAGGUCAUUAUUUUCAGAAUGUAAUAUUACAUGGCAGCAUUAAAGAUAUUUAAAUCAGAAACAGGAACUGGAAAAAGCACUUAAUCAUCUUAACAUAUUGUCAAUGAUUUAGUUGUUGUUCCUAUAAUUAGAAAAGGUUCCACACAAUCUCUUCCCCUCCCUCAAUUAAAAUCAUGGAUAUUCAAGGGAAGAUGAAAGCUUUGGUGAUCUCGAAGGCAAAUGGACAAUAUCCUUAAAUAAACAGGAGGCAUUACCAGAGCACAAAACUUUGAACCAGUUAAGACAAGACACAACCACUCCUUUCCAGGUCAAAUAGCUUCUGAUGCAGCUUAUGAAACUGGUUGACAAAAACUCCAAGUGGCUCCAAGUCUCUUUAUUCCUUCAGAAUUCUUUUUUUUUCAUACGGUGUAGCAGCUAGAAGAGGAAGAUCACCCUGCCCAUUAUAUACCCAGUUGCUCACUGCAGCCUACUGGUGGGGGCCUCCGGCAGAUAUCAGGAAAUCCCAUUUUGCACAAUAUAGGAAUCAAGCCUUUAGUGUUGUGGCACCUACCUUUUGGGAUUUGCUCCCCUUAAAUAUUAGACAGGCCUCUAUUUAACACCUCCUGCUGCCUUUACAAUGCCCACUGAAGGCCUGCAUCUUCCAACAAGACUUUUAUGUAGAGAUCUUUCCCAGUCUGCAUAUAUUUUGGAGAUGUUUUUCGAUGUUUUGAUUGAUUUAUCUCUUGUGUAUGUCCCACCCCAGACUGCUUUGGAAGGAAGGGCAGGAUACACAUUAAUAAAGUAGCAACAAGUGAGAGCUGCAAUCCAUUUAUUUAUUACAGUUCUCUCCUACCUUUCCUCCAAGAAGCCCAGCGCAGUGCACACAGUUCUCUUCCCACCAUCUCCCGCCCUAAAAACAUCUGAGGGCUCUCCAACCCAUUACAGGAAACAGGCAUCAGUUAUUCUAAGCCAAAAACAAAGCAAUCUCUCUAACAAAUGAAGAUUAUCCAGUUACUGUGAGAAUAAUUGUCUCCUGUCAAAAUGAUUAUUUCGGCUAAGAUGAAUGGAAAAAACCCCUGCAAUAAUGAUGGAUGGAUGUGAAUGCAAUGAUUCUCAGUUCCUAUUUUUUAUGGCAAUCAGAAACACGUAUAAAUCUAUUCCUAAUCAUCCAACUAUUUGGACCAUCUUUCUGCCAUCCUCUGCACCAGGUGGCCUUAGGUAAGCCCCUAUUCUCUCAACAUCAUUAUAAUACUGCCCUACCUUCCAGCGUUGAGAACUGAAGCAAUCUCUGUCAAAUGCUAUUAGCAUAGGAAAGGGGUAUAGCUCAGUCACAGAGCAUCUGCUAAGGCCCUAAAUUUGAUCCCCAGCAUCUCCAGGUAGGACUAGAAACAUCUCCUUUCUGAAACCUUGGAGAGCCUCAGCCAAUCAGCGUUGACAACACUGAGCCAGUCAGACCAAUGUUCUGGCUCGGUAUAAGGCAACUUCCUAUGCAUUCCAUUAAAAUGCUAAGUGCAAUUGCGAUGUAGCCCACUACCCCCAAAAUGAGGCAGCUGUAAAUAGAAGACACACAACUUCAGUUCUAAAAUUGCUGAAUGCUAUGAGUGAGUAACAGUAAUACCACCCACAGGAAUGGCAAGGGCACAAGCAAGCUUUCCUUGUUGUGCAGGUGGUACAAAUCCAAAGCAGCUGUGCCUUGCCCUCAGGAUAUAAAAAGAGAGAAAAAUGUGAAACACACGCAGGCCGUGGAAAGGCGUCGGCGGCUUUUAAAAUUAAAAUGCUGGCUAUUUCUUAACUUGGCAUGACUGUAUAACGGCAACUGAACAGUAGUUUCCUUUUAAGGAUCGCAUCCCAUUAUGAGCAGCCCUUACCGUUUUCGUCUCCAGUUUUUUUCCGAAGAUCCUCUGCAGAAACGUUCACCAGCUGCAGGAUGAGGGGGCGCCGGGUGACAAUCCCUGUGCCUCGUGGGAGCAGGUCUCUCCCCACCAGACUUUCCAGCACAGAACUUUUCCCACUGCUCUGAAAACAGAAAAGGAAGCAAAGGAAUUGCAUAUUACAUUCUACUAUUCCAAUAUCCUUGAACAAAUGACAGAGUUGGGAGUUUCAUAGGUUGUGGACAGGUGUCAAUAAAAACCUCCCCGAAAAAAAUCAGGCUUUGAAAAAAAAGAUGGAUCUAUCUGUUGCAACAGAUCUAGACUGCCCUCUGUUGGCAAUUCUGCUUUUAUCCCAUCAUAGCAUUUCAUGAAAACCUAGCAUGAAAGGGAGGGAAACUAUAGCUGCCUCCCAGGCAUGGGUGUAGGGGCGGCAGCUGCCCCCCCUAGAUCAAGUAAUACAACAGAUGGGGUUGGAAAGUGAGAGAGGAAGUGUGCCAGACCAGACUCUGUUCCCAAUUCUACAGUGAGUACAACUGGUGAGGGAGAAAAAGCCUCAGAAAGAGCCCCAUGAUAAGUAGGAAAAAAUCAACAUUUAAAAGAUGGGGCGCUAAUGCAAGUACACCAUUACAUGCUAUUAAUCCUUUCUGCAACUAUAAUUAAAUAAUUUCAUCACUAAUUUUGAUGAACCUUUGCUGCAGUACUAACAGGCCAACCUAUCAGAAGCAGCUAAUUACGGAUCAUAAUGCUCUGAAGCAUUCGUUCAGAAAACAAUCCAAGAACUAUCAGAAGCUCAGCUAUGAUUUUUAAAAGGCACUUACAAUGUUAUAUGCCAGAGCUUAGAGUUUACAAAAGCAUAAAAAGUUACUGAAAAAUAUUACAAGGCUAACCGUAUUUAGUUACAGUCUAACCCAACUCAAACUAUCCCUCGCCUGACCACGUUGGCAGGGGCAAAUGGGAGUUUGAGUCCAACAUCUUAAGGACCAUGGGUUCCCCAUCUCUGACAUAAUCUGUCCUUACAGUGAUCCUCAGUACUCCAAAACUUGUUGACAUAUACUUCCAAUAAGCUCUAAUAAAUUUCCUUCUUCAAAUCGAGCAUAAAUUACACUGACUGCAAAUUAGUUUCUGGGCUCAAUUCCAGAGACUGAUUUUUAACCUUUAAAGCCCUAAAUGACAACUUGGGCCUGGCCUCAAAAUCUCCAUUUGUAUCAAUAUAAAUGGGUCAAUUUUUUUCUUUUUAGCUGCUGGUCUUACUGCUUAUUGUUGUUUGUUUGGGUUGUUUUUUACUGUAAACACUUCUGCAUACAUCCAUAACCUCAACAGUCUCCUUCAAAUGCUGUACUGUACAUUUUCUCUCUCUCUCUUCUGACAUAUAUAUAUAUAUAGAGAGAAAGAGAUAAUGAAUGAAUGAAUUUUACAUAAACCUCCUAUAGACACAAAACUGCAAGGCUGCCAUUGCACAACCCCCACUGGAGGACAUCUCAUUGCAAUAUUUCAGGAAGUCAUGGCAGGGGAGUGGAGCAAUAAAAGAGGCAGGUUUUAAAGGGGUGGUUUUAAACAGCAGCCGAGGUCUGACUCAAACAGGAAUGGAGGGACACAGCGGAAGUCUUGAGGAUAUGGGGAACUUGAAGGAGUUGUGAGGGGAUGGAGAUCUGGCUCAGGUGUAAGAGGAGGAGGCCGUGAGGCUUGGUGAGCAAUGCAAACAGGGGCGGCAGCCCCAAGACUGUGUGUGUGCAUGCACGCACGCGCGCACACACACACAGACAACAACUGCUUGCACUCACUUCCCCAAUUCAUGAAGCAGUAGUAGGACUUCCAAGUAACUACAGUCAUACCUUGGUUCCCAAAUACCUUGGUACUCGUAUGUUUUGGCUCCUGAACGCCGAAAACCCAGAAGUGUGUGUUCCGGUUUUCGACCUUUUUUUGGAAGCCGAACGUCUGAAGCAGCUUCCGUUUGAGUGCAGAAAGCUCCUGCAGCCAAUCGGAAGCCGCACCUUGAUUUUGGAACAGUUUCAGGAGUCAAAUGGACUCCCAGAAAGGACUGAGUUUGAGAACCAAGGUUCCACUGUAUGCAUUUCUUCUACUUGCUAUUAAAGGGGUACUUCUUAAAAGGCAAGGUAUUUUGUCUGCAGCAACUUGCACCGUGCCUUUUGUAUUUCAGCACUAGUCUGGUAGCUGUAAGCAACAACAAUUGAUAAGCGGGCAGGAUGGAUGGGGUGCUCCAACCCUCCUCUGCACCCAAGACAGAAACCAUGUGGAAUACUUCAUAGAAAACAGGUUUAGUUCCAUGCCUGGGACAAAAAUGACUCACUCCCUCUGUCCUUUGCUAGCCCCUAGCAGGCUAAUAAAUUUUUUGCAAGGACUUAUUUCCGAGGCUGCUUAAAGACUUCUAAGUAAGUCAUCGGAUUCCUCAACAAUAAAUAAAUAAAAUUGCUGGGCGGGUGUGGCUAAGCUGUGGCCCUCCAGAUGUUGUUGGACUACAGCUCCCAUCAUCCCCAACUAUUAGCCAUGCUGGCUGUGAUGAUGGGAAUUGAUAGUCCACUGAGGGGCACAAGUUAGUCACCUCCGCUGCAGAGUGAUCAGUAUGUUGGGGAGGAGGAAUCUACUCCUUUACCACCUUGAGGGUUCUUAAGGAGCAGAUCUUGGGGUCCCUUCCAACUCUACGAUUCCACUAUCAGCUUAAUUAAGCAUCUGUAGUUACACUGAGGAUACAUCAACGUGCCAUUUCUUUGGUUACUGACAAAACGGAUUUUCAAGGGGGGGAAAGGGUUUUAUUUAUCAGUUAAACUAUUUACAUCCAACCUUUCUGGUGCAAGAACACAAUUCAAAGCAGUGGUGUACAACAUUUAAAAUUACAAUUUCAUAAAACAAACAAACCAAGUAAACAAGAUCAGCAGUUAAAAAUCAAGUUUAAAAGCCAUUAUCUUCCUCAUACAACAAAAGCCUGCUAGAACAGAAGAAUCUUUAGUAAUAAGAUUAUACAUUUUCAUCAAGAGUCUUCAUCUGGAUUUCAGCAACACUCCUCCAUACACUGAAUGGGGGCAACCUUGGCAGCAAGAAAGGGGGAAAUAGCAGCUGUCACACCUUCUUAAUGUACCCUAGACUAGAACGUGUCUAUGCCCAACUAGUUACAACAGACUAACUGAAGCAGCGUGAAUCUGUAGCACACUGUCAACUCACUGUAGCACACAGCUCAACUGGAUCCACGCACACUCAAGCUGUGGAGAAUUUACAAUAAAAACAGAUAAUUAGUGUCAGUUUCACUUUGCUGCUCUUCCUCGCUUUAUAGACCAGAACAGGAAAAGCAUCAUCUUGCAAGGACGUAAAAACAAGAAACCCAAGCUUCUCAAGGAAAUUUACCAGGCCUGUUAAACUGAGAUCAGCAAUUAGAUUUUAUUCUGCCAGGUUGAGAAAUGCCAGAUGAAUGGCUGGGGCUGACUGGAGUCAUAAUCCAAAAUAUCUGAAGGGCGCCAGGUUGGAGAAGAUUCUUUCCUCACAGUGAGCCCCACACCAUUCAAUGGGGCUUACUUCUGAGUCAAUAUGCAUAGAAUUACACUGUACUAAGUACUGAUUCAAAUUGGUAUUAAAGAUAUCUACUUAAAUCACUGAUUCAAACAAAGUCAUCCAUUCAGGAAUUAACACAUUUUCUAAAACACACACAUUUUAAUUUGUUGCUUUAACAAUGAAUGCAUACUGACUUGCAAUGUAUUUCAAAACCUCUGUAAAUGCAACUCACAUGUAUUUUGCACAAUAGAAUUACAUUUGGUUAGUGUUCAGGAUGAGAGUGUGAAAUUAAUGACUUUUUACUGGAAAUUCAUGAAUUUAACUCUGUAUAAAUAAGGAACUGUAUAUAAACAAAUUCCUGUUUGAAGACUGACUGCCUUCCAGGAUUUUAUUUUCAUAUAAAGAAAAGCAGUCAGUGGUUGUGUCUGCAGAUAAUGCAAAGUCAUGAUCUGUUUUAACCAUGGUUACAUGGUUAAACCACAAGUCACAAGGCAGGCUUGUUUCUCCGAAUCUUGGUUAGUUUUCCACAGCUGUUCUUGCCUCAUGCUGCCAUAGCACGGACCCUGUGUGAGAACCCAUAUAUGUAUUUGUAUUAAUGUAACAUUCUAAUAUGUAACCAUAUUUUUGUAAUAUUUUAAGUUGUCUGUUGCUGCUUCAGUUUUCUGUAUACCGUUAAGAAGUACAGAAAUUAAAUAAUCAAAUUGAACAUAGCAUGUUUAAGAAAGGCUGUUGGGUUUUGACAUGCAGGCAAUUCCCAGAGCGCGCCCUGCCCCCAUUCCUCCCUCUUUGGGGUCCAAAAGGAUCCGCAGGUCAGCAGACACACGUCCAUUAUACUCGUUUAAAAUGGUCACUGCCUGUACUGUGAUGCCAAAUGAUAAUUAAAGCAUACCAUGGUUCAUAAACCAAUAAGCCAUUGUUUUACACCAUAGUUUGGGGCCAAAAAACAAAUCAUUGUUAGUCUAGUCGGCUCUGCUACAAACCAAACUUUGGCUAAAUAAACCAUGUAUUAGCAUUAUGUGUGAGCCAGGCCUUUAGAUGGAUUACAUUCAACAGAAAUUGGUCAAGUUUAUAAUAUAUUGGCAUUAAAUUUUGAUUUUUAGAUCUUUUUUUAAAGAGAUACUAUAGCUGAAAUGUGAAAAAUACUCACAAUUCAAUUUUUUUGAAUCAUUUAUCAUUUGCUCUGCAUUUUAGCCUUUUAGCAUUUUUUUUUUACUUUCUACCUCUAUUCCUAAACAUGCAUAGAGAUCCCACAUAGUGCCUCUACUUCUUGACCCACCUGAAGACAUUUUUAAAAGUGUUGUGACAAAAGCGACACAGGCCUAAGCCUCAGGCCAUUUCAAGCAUCUAUCUGGCAAGCAUGAAAAGAAUUCCUCGCCCAGGUAAAGUGAUACCUUAGAGGGCUACCAACUUUAACUCUUCCAAUUUAGAAGAUAAAUAUCAAAAAUUAAGCCUGGUUUUCCCUAUCAACGUAGACAGAAAUGCUGAUGAUAUGUUUCUAACCACAUAGCGUCGUUCGGGAAGAGGGAGUCUCUCUUGGCUGAAAAACCAAUUUCCAGAGUUCCCUGGGAAGAAGUAGCUCUGUGAAAGGAAUAGAGGUCUCCUAACAACUCUCAGCAUCCUUAAACUACAGUUCCCAUUAUUUUUGGGAGGAAGCCAUGACUGUUUAAAGUGGCAUAAUACUGCUUAAAUGCACUGUAUAGUGCAGAUGGGGUCCUGCCCGACCUGGAAAUGCCAGGGAUUGAAGCUGGGACAUUCUGCAUGCAACACAGAUGCUCUACCACUGAGCUACAUCCCUUCUCUUCUUGAUGUGUGUUCCUCCAACACUUGAAAAAAAAUGGGAUAGCCUCCACUUGCAUGUGUACAUCCAAAGCACAAUUCCUCAAAAGCAACCAUGAGGGGGAACACUAUGCCAGCCAGAUGCUUCAUUGCAUUUCCCCAACGUACACUAGAAAGAGUCCUAGAUCUGUCAACGACUAAACAGAGUUCACCCAAUCUUAAAAAAAUGAGUUGUAACAUUAAUUUUUUAUCUGCAUAGAAUAUAGCGAAAAAAGUAAGUCAAGGACCUCUGUGUAAUACUGCUCCAAUUCCAACUGGGAAACACUUACUAAGUAGGACUAAACCAUGCCUACAGAGAAUAAAAAUUAGGUCACUUAAGUUCAACAGAGCAUAUUUCCAAAGAAAAGUAGUAUCAGUGAAGCAUGAAGCAAGGAGAGGCAUGGGGGAAGGAAGGCACGCAGGGGGGAAACAAAAAAUGUUUAAUGCAAAAUGAAGCAACAUCCAAGGCUAACACAAGAUUUCAUGUUGCAAAUGCAUUAGAAUACAGAAACCCCAGUACAAGAAAAGGAGUAUAUUGAGAUAAAGACGUAAACAAGAGAUUCAUCUUAAACUGAAAGAUUAUCUGGAUUUGAAAGCAAAAUGCACUACCCGUUAGUGUAUCCUACUAGAACUCCAAUAAACUUGUUUUAGGACCUGCAGUUCUGCAUGUCUCAACCCUUUGACCAAGUCUAGGAAUGUAGAGUUUCAACACACAACCCACCUUGGCCAAGACACACUCUGAGUGAUAACCUCGGGUUAUCACCCUCUCCAAGCCCAAACUACCAAACAGGACUGUUAAGUGGGUAAAGGUGAAGAAAGAGAAUAAAACCCCAAUGAGCUCUGUAAAAGAAAGUACAGUGUGUGUGAGUGUAAGUGUGUGACAGAGAGAGAGCUUUCCUUCCUAGUCAUCAGCACACAAUUUCUGACUUACAAUUGGCAACUAGAAGUGUGCCUAUUUACAAGCCAGAUCAUCUCUCAUCCUACCCACUAAUUCCCACUAAUUCUUCAAUGAUACCAGAGCAACUCUAAGCAGAGGAACACAACUAUAAAUGCCCACUUAAUGCAUCCAGAAGCAGACUUAGGAAAACACAAGUCCUGCUUCACAUGCCUGAUAGAGUGAGUAUGUUUUAUCUUCCCUCUAGAUCAGGUAUCCCCAAACUCGGCCCUCCAUAUGUUAGGGACUACAAUUCCCUUCAUCCCUGACCACUGGUCCUGUUAGCUAGGGAUGAUGGGAGUAAUAGUCCCAAAACAGCUGGAGGGCCGAGUUUGGGGAUGCCUGCUCUAGAUGACUGGAGUACAGCCAACUUUAAAUUAAAUUAUAAUGAUAAAUAACAAGCAUAGGGCACAUUUUCCUCUUUUUAUCCUAUAAUGAUAUUGAUGACAGCAGAGAUGUGCUUACUUCUGAGUAAACAUGCAUAGGAUUGCCCUGUUAGUUCUACAAAUUGAAAACAUAUUAAAAAUGGGGAACUAGGAAUUGUUCUCAAUGGACAGAAUUCAACCAAGUUGCUACAUGCACGGAAUGAGAUCUCACACGAGAGGACCCAUCUUCACCCAUCCCCUAAAUCUGCUCUGGGGGGUGGGAAUGAGAGGGGGAAAGUUUUGACACGAGUGGACCACAUUCCAUGCACACAUACCCAAUUAGCACUACACUAAAUUCCUGAAUGAGGGAAAUUUGCUUUGCACAAGCAAAAGUCUGCUGUGCUGCUGGAAAAGCAGCAUUGGAUAUAACCCCAAGUUCUGUUAACUACAUUGUUAUCAAUGAAACAAUGUCAGUAUAAGAAGCUUCAAAUGUACCUGCAAAAUUAUUCCCAUGAUAGCAGCUUGGAUCACGGUGUAGCUAUUUUGAGCGCAAGGGAGUUGGCAUUUUUUGAAAGGCACACCUAUUCACCAAAGAAGGUCAACCAAACCAAUUGCACAAAAAUCAUAAAUGAAUGGGGGGAAGAGUUUGGAUAAAAGAUAGAACAGCUUAUUACACUAUUUCCCACAUUGUCCUUUUAAAAAGAGCAUUCCAAAAAUAACAGGGAAGAGAGGCAAGGAACAAUGACCUCUGGGGGUGUGGGGUGUGGAGAGAUAAAUCAGGACAAAAAUAAGGGAAGUUAAAACUGAGUGUCCCCCGGGCUCUAGUUAAACCUGUCUAGAUGGGGGAGCAGAUACUAGAAGGUCGAGCUAUUGAGGAUUCCCAUCCCUGGGCAGUAAGGUCACAGAACUCAAGAAAGGCUUACAUUUUACAGUCCAUAUUGGAAACCAUAUAGCUAAAGUAUGUUUAUCCAGAAGAGAGUUCCACUGAGCUCAAUGGGACCUACAUCCCAGCAGAAAAGAUAUGGAAUUUACCAGCAGAUGUUCUCCUAGACCUGAAUAAAAAAGGCAACAUGCAUGAAAAGUGUAUAUAUGUAUAAAUUACAUUCCAUAUUUUAUAGGUAAAAGCAGAGUUAGGAUCCUUUACUACUCGCAUAUGUAUAUGAGCCAAUAUCUCACAGCUUGUGGGCUGAUAUAUCUGAAGUCAGAUACAGUGGUGCCUCGCAAGACGAAAAGAAUCCGUUCUGUGAGUCUCUUCAUCUAGCGGUUUUUUCGUCUUGCGAAGCAAGCCCAUUGACAGAUUAGCGGAUUAGCGGCUUUUAGCGGCUUAGAAAAGGGGGGGGGAGGAAAAAAAACCCGCAGGAACUCGCAAGACAUUUUCGUCUUGCGAAGCAAGCCCAUAGGAGAUUCGUUUUGCGAAGCACCUCCAAAACGGAAAACUCUUUCGUCUAGCAAGUUUUCCGUCUUGCGAGGCAUUCGUCUUGCGGGGCACCACUGUACAUGGCUGAGUUUCAAAGAACUGGAGGAAGGGGUAAGAUACUUCAAUAUCCUAGCUCCUGCCAUAACCAUGAAAUCUAGAGUAAAUUACAUCAAAAUAGCCCCCAAAUGCAGAUUGAUAUUUUGCCCCCCAAAAAGCAUGUAUACAGUUCAUAGAUUUUAGCUUCUCUUGACAAUGCAAUUACCUGGAAGGAGGUUUUUUAAAAGUAUGUUGUACAUACAGCCCUGAUAAUAGUCUGCCACUGAUUCCCAUUCCCUUCACAUUAUCACCCUGAUAACCCCAUGCCUACAAACCUUCUGACUUUUCUUAUUCUCAAAUCUUUAUUGUUUUCCUUAAUCCCCACCCCACCCCACACACACCUGAUACCUCACAUCAAUUAAAAUACAUUGUUUCCAGGUUCUCAUCCUUUGUGUAUUGAUUACUGUUUUUUACACCACGCCCUUCCUUGGAAAAGCUGAGAGAGGCUCAUGUAUGGUUCUCAGCUCAUCACCAAGACAGGCAGAUGAAAGGACAAGGCCCUGCUCAGUUUUAGCAGCAGAACCAUAUCAUAUCUCUAAACCAUUAUCUGGAUAGUUUCUUAAACCCUCUAGCUUGCUUUAUCACCUCUCACCAUUCAACCCCAAAUAAUCAAUUCAGUAGUAGACGGUGCAACAGGAUUUAGAUAGUGUAUAUGUCUGUGUUCACAAUCAAUCUCAACUGAACUGACAAGGUAGUUCCCUGGUUUGUAAAAAACCAGCAUGGUGACCUACUUUUCUGGGUUGCCGUGAGGAGAACACACUUUAUGUAGGGUCAGCAUACAUGAGGCCAGACCAAUUCCGAAAACAGUGGGAGUUUCAAUAUUUCCUCAAAUCUACAUGAUAAAGAACUUUUCUGAUUUGUUUGUAAUGUUUGAUGUUUUGUUAUAUUUUUAUAUGUGUUGUAGGCCACCCAGAGAUGUGCAGGAUAUAAAUAAAAUUAUUUAUUAUUAUUAUUAUUAUUAUUAUUAUUAAGAUGACAUCAAAAUUGCUUUCUUGGAUCACACCAGUUCCCACAGCAGCCAGCCAGAUAACCCUGGGAAGAAGCUUCACAACGAAGGCACAACCCUGUUCCACUAGUCCCCCGUUAUCAGUUUCCUUGUUUGUUUCUUCCGUAUUACACAUUCGACUAAUUCCAAAGGGGCUAGUCUGUUCCAGCUAAGAGCGCGCGCGGGGGCGCGCAAGCACACACACACACACACACACACACACACACACAGAGCUACGGCACCAAAAAUAAAGCUUUAAGCUGCCAUGAACCGGCCAGUCUCUUAAGGGGCCACAGGCCACCUUUCCCCCUUCUUUGCAUUUGCCACUCGACUAGCAAAAAAGAGAACCGAACCGGUGCUCUGUGGAAGCGUCACAUGCUCUCCAAGCCCCGGGUCUCACGCCCAAGGAGUGACCUUCGCCUGGAAGCUGGGCGCGAGGGGGAGACUCGCCGAGGGGUCGCGAGGCGCCUUUUGCGCGCCAGCCCACCGCAAACCAUGAGGGAAAUACGUGGAACUGCUGCGAGUCAUAACAUGAGCAGCAAGGAGCAGCGACGUCCAUUCCCGCCCAGACACUGCAGGGCAAACCCAACCUCCCCUCAGAAUAAUCCUAAAACGAAAGCCAGCCCCAAUGGGCGCCUCCACGCCCAGCCCCCCUCACAAGGGGCCAUGAAGGGCGACCCCUCCCUGGGCUGGGCGGACGCGGAGGAGGUCACCCUGGCGCAGGCCCCGCCCGCCUGCUCGCCUCACCUGCGUCCCGACCACCACGAUCUGCGGCAGCUGGAUGACAUCGGCGCCCACCGUGUUGAAGACGUCCUGCAGCUUGUUGAUGACCGGGAUCAGCGCCUCCAUGGCGGCGGAGGCGGCCGCUCCGGAGGGGGCCGGAGGGAGAGGCAGGCGACGGCAAUGAAUGGAGGAGGGAGGCGGCGGCGAGGAAGGGCGCCCGCGUUGCCACCUUCCCCCGCGCCGCCGCGGCCGACGACGACCAUUGGCGCCGGCCCGCUCUCUCCCAGAGGCCCCUGCGCGCGCGCCGCCGCAGGGCACGGCGGGAGUUGUAGUGCUCGGGACGCCCCGCAGCGCCCUCUAGAGGGUGCUUGGAGGAACAGGGAGGGGCGCGUCCUGCCGCAGAACGCGGAGCGAUGCCCCUUUUCUCGAGGUGCACGUGUCUCCCUCAAGCGGAACGUGAGCACGUGAGGACGUUGUCCUACGCAGCUGGCUGGCCCGCUAGAGCAUAUUGCUGAAUUGCGGGGUGGAAGAAAUGGAAAUAAAAUAGAUAUGCCCUCCCCAUGCCUCCCCAGUUCAUUUCCCCCGCCCUCCGUGCCCCCGUUGUGGAAGACAAAGCUGCUCAGCUAUAUCUUUGGAGAAAUGCAACAUUUUGAAGGUAGCUGUUUAAAAUGAGGCCAGGUGAGGCAACCAUCUCUAGAGGGCAAUUUAAAUACAUAAGAUCUGUUAUAAGAAUUUUAAGGUCUUAGAUAUAUAAUACAUGUUCAUAAAUGUACCAAGCAAACACGUACAUAAAUAUAGAAACCACAUGUCUGGAGCAGCACAGGAAUACAGUCCUGAAACCAUUUUGAUUCCCAAACUGACCAAAUGUUUCUCUGCAGGGAGAGAGAGGGUGAGGGAACCUUCCCAUUGUCUCAGGAAUUACGUGAUUACUAUCUAUGAUGUAGGUAUGGUGUUUCUGGGGGUGGUCUUGAGCUCCAGGGCAGGAAAUUUCAAAAUGUCUAUAUAAGGGGAGGCACACCUUUGUUCUGGGUUCUCCUCUGUCCUCCUGCGUGUGAGGGGAGCACCCUGUUGCAACAGUUUAAUAAAGAUCAGGCUUGCUAGCUGCUUUGCUUCUCAAUAUUCUCUGGUUGGCCUCUUAUUUUCUCCACCGAUGGAGAACCUACAAAGGACUCUAUAAGGGCUCUUGUGUACCCCAUAAGGGAACAAGACCAGGUUUUGUUCACAACAGAUCAUUUCCCUAUUGUUUGUCUCUACCAUCUGGAAUUCAGAGAGAGUCCCAUUUCUGUUACAACCGCUUUGUUGUUGUUGUUUAGUCGUACUUAGAGCUUAUUAAAAAUAGAUCUCUCACUCUCUCUUAUUCCCCAAGGUUGACUGUUCUGGUCCCAUCCCUAAAGCAGAUGCUUUCUGGAAAGUCCUCUCUACACAUGCUUAAUUUCUCAGUUAUAUAAUACACAACGUGUGACUUGACUAACUUUCUUGAGUGAACUGGUGUGCACAUGGUGAUGGUUUUUUUCUCUCUUUUACUUUCCAUUUGUGGCACAAAUGGCUUUGAGCUGUGGUUGCUGGGUUUCAUGUAUGGAUGAUAUUGACUAAUGAAAGGAGAUUUCUAAAUUCAUGCCGAUGGAGAGUACAGGGGGGGGAGUGAGCAGUGGUGUAGCGUGGGGGGCACCACAGGGGCACUUGCCCCAGGUACAAAAUAGAUAGGGGUGCAGAAUUUCAUUACCCAGUGCUGCCUCCAUGCAGCUGCGCGUUUCUAUCUCUGGGCUCCAUUGGAAAUGGCUUCUCCAUGCAAACCAGGAAGUGACCUCUCCAGACAAUGGAACGCUUCUUUUCCUGAAUAUGCAGCUGCAAUCUGCUGGGUGACAUGAUUGCGCAUGUGUACUCUGUCCGGUUGCCUCCCUCUGGGUGGCCCUGGGCACCCAGGCAACCCACGCUAUGCCAAUGAGACUGAGUGAGUGUUGGGUGGAUGGAGUGAGAUUGUGUGAGUGGAAGUAGAGGAAGAGAGAAAGACUGCAUGGAUGUGCAUGUGAAUAAGUGUGGGAGAAGAGAGUGAGGGGGCUAGCCUCAUUAGAUGUUGGACAAGCCUUUUUAAAGUUUUAAUAUGUACGUAAAUGUCAGGGAACUGCCAUCGGACGGAAGGGAGGUGAAAGGGCUCACACAGGUUGGGAGAGACGCAGCAGCUGAAGAGGAAACCAACAGGGAGGUGAAAGGGCUCACACAGGUUGGGAGAGACGCAGCAGCUGAUGAGGGAACCAGCAGGGGAGAGGAGCUGAGCUGGAGGGAUGGCUCAGAGACACUUCCAGCGAAAACAGUGGAGAGGUUUCAGGACCUCCUGUAAGAACACCCACUCCUCGCCGGAAACUGUCACGCAGAGAUUCCAGAAGACGUGUUUCCGUUAAGGAGCUUUUAUGUUGGAAGCGAUUACGAAAGCAACCACUGUCGGAAUCUGCUAGUGACUAGAGUAGCCAUGUCUGAGGGGCUCUGUCACAGACAGAGGUUUGUGGACUUGAACAAACUCUGAGGGGAUACGAUUUUACGCACAAGCAGCUCAUCAUCCCAUCACAGCAUUCCAACAGUCUUUGAAAGCAGCUUGUGCAGGAGAAGGUAUCAUGAGCAACCCAGCCGGAACCGGAGAAGCAGGAGCUGGAGCGGGUCCAAGCCUGGAAGAAAGGUACCAGAUGUUGGAGGUCCAGCUAGCGAUGCAGACGGCGAGGCUUGAGGAGAGGAGGGCUCAGGAUGCAGACAAAAGGGGGAAGCCACCCAGUUCGCCAGAAAGGUACCAGGAUUGGUGCAGAAGUUUGGGGGGGAGCCCAAAAACUAUCAUGGUUUUCGGACAGAAAUGCAAUAUGCCCUCAAUCUGCAGUUUGAUGAAUUCCCUGACGAGGAAUCACGAGUGGCUUUCGUGAUUGAGCAUCUUGAAAAGGGGGCGAGAGACUGGGUUAGACCCCUGAUGGCAGCGAAUAGUGACGUCUUAAAAGACACGAUGAAGUUCUUUCGCGCCAUGGAUCUGAUGUUUUCCAGCGAUAUUGAAAGGGAGUGGUGCGCAGACAGUUAAUGGGUUGCAAACAGGGGAGCCGAUCUGUCCGUGAGUACUGGACUGAGUUCACCAUGCUUGUUCACAGAUUGGGGUGGGACUUAUCGGCGGAACCCAUUCAAAUGCUCUUUGAAGAAGGGCUUUCUUCGGCUGUGAAAGACGAACUUUCCCGGGCGCCCAGGGCGGAGUCUAUGGACCAGCUGACCAAAUCAGCGCUGGCCAUAGGAGCGCGCCAGGAGGCGAGAGCAUUGGAGAGGCGGGAAGGGAAAGGGGAACGUUGGAAGGAGUUCCGCAUUCCAGACAUUCCAGAGCCAACUUUCCCACCGGCAGAGCCGAUGGAAAUCGGAACAGCGCGCGCGCGCAGUUUCAAAGCCCAGUGAGGGGGCAAAGAAGGAGGGAAAAGGCGCCCGGAAAUGCUAUCUCUGCCAACAGCCAGGUCACUUUGCCAGAGUCUGCCCCCAGAGGAAAGAAUGGCAAGGGAUGGUAGGGGCUGUGGAUGGAAGAGAGGAAAAUAUACCGGAGCAAGUAAAGCCAACGCCUGGCUGCCACUGUCAGGGCACAGCAGCCAGGCCAAAGAGCAGUGAGAGUGCCCACGCCAGAACCUCCUAAACCCGCCCUAGUGAUAGAAGUGACGCUAGAGCUGCCAAACGGACACCCUCUAAAGAUAAAGGCGCUGUUGGACUCAGGCAGCUCCUGCAAUUUCAUGAGCAAAGAGUUUGCAGCUGAACACCAGAUACAGACAAUCCCUUUAAGCAGCCCCCUGCAGGUGACCACGAUCGAUGGCAGGGAGCUGUUGGGUGGAGAAGUCAGCUUGCAGACCGUCCCAAUGAUAAUGAAGGUAGCAAGGCACACCGAACUGAUAGCUUUUAAUGUGGCCACCUUGGGAGGAGCUCCCAUUAUAUUGGGGAUGAGCUGGCUAGCGUUACAUGAUCCGCUGGUGGGCUGGCAUCAGAGAGUGGUUUCUUUUGGUUCAGCACAUUGCUUAGAACACUGCAAAGAGGGAAAGGGUUUGGCAGGGGUCCAAGCCACCCUAGCAGGGACUGAAGUAACAGAGAACGUGAAGGUACCACGACAAUAUGCAGAUCUCCGUGACGUCUUCAGCGAAAGGGAAGCUGACCAACUACCCCGCAUAGACCCUUUGACUGUCAAAUCAACUUACUCCCUGGAGCACAGCUCCCUGUAGGCAAGCUGUACGCCAUGUCAGACAGAGAGAUGCAGGAGUUAAGAGAGUUCAUUGACAAGAACCUGAAGAGAGGGUUCAUCAGAGAGUCCAGGGCGGUGGGGGCAGCCCAGUGUUUUUGUGGAUAAGAAAAACACGAACAAGCCGAGGCUGGUGUGUGACUUCAGGGCCUUAAAUGCAGUGUCAGAACCAGUAGCCUUCCCUAUGCCCAGGAUUGACGACAUUUUGACAAGGGUGCGGAAGGGAAAGAUUUUUACAAAGCUGGACCUAAGGGGGGCGUACAACCUGGUACGAAUAAGGAAGGGGAUGAAUGGAAAACCACUAUGUUCACCCCUUUAGGGGCAUUUGAAUAUUUGGUUAUGCCCUUCGGCCUACAAGGAGGCUCCGCAACAUUUCAAUCGUUUAUGAACCACGUCCUGGGGCCUUUGCUUUACAAGAAUUGUGUGGCCUUUUUAGACGACGUGUUGGUGUAUUCUGAGAAUGAGGAGCAGCAUGUGAGAGACGUCAGAGAAGUGUUGAGCAGGCUGCAAGCCAACCAGCUGUGGGUGAAACUGGAGAAGUGUCAGUUUCAUACCAAGGAGGUGGAAUUCCUGGGGUAUCGCCUGUCAGACAAGGGAUUGGCCAUGGAUCCCGGCAAGGUCCAGGCUGUGCUGGAAUGGAAAACACCCAAAACAAAGAAGGAUGUGCAGAGGUUCCUAGGAUUUGGGAACUUCUAUCGUAAGUUCAUCCGAAACUUUGCCCACCUGACGGCGCCCAUUACGGACUGUCUCAGCAGUAAGAAGAAGUUCGUGUGGACUGAGGAGGCGGAGCGAGCAUUUGAGGAACUAAAAGGGCCUUCGCCUCGGAACAACAACUCCUGCAUGUGGAUUUACAAAAACCGAUGAGAGUGGAAACUGACGCAUCAGACAGAGCGAUUGGGGCGGUGCUUCUGCAGCCAGGCAAGAAGGGGUCAGAGUGGAGACCGUGUGCCUUUUUUCGCGAAAGCUGAACAAAUCCGAGAGGAACUACACGGUGUAUGACCGAGAACUACUAGCCAUUCAUGAGGCGUUCCGGAGAUGGAGGCACCUGCUAAUUGGCGCACAACAUAAGGUGCAAGUGUGCACUGACCACAAGAACCUAGAGUAUUGGAGGACGGCACGAGUGCUCAACCAACGGCAAGUGAGAUGGGCCCAGGAGUUCUCCAAAUUUAACUUUGAGAUUAGUUACGUGCCAGGCCCAGAGAACAUUAGGGCGGACGCUCUCUCACGCAAACCUGAAUAUUUGGAGGGAGAGGGGGCACCCGAAGAGAGACAUGUCAUUCCAGAAGACCGCUGGGUGUGUGGGGCGGCAUUGGUGGGACAAAGAGAACUGGUAGAGGAAACAGAGAAUGAUGAAUACGCCCAGAAUAAGCUCAGAGGUCUUAGGGGUGAUGGAGAGGAACCAGGGGGUUUCGAGGAAAGAAAUGGAGCUUUGUAUUACAAAGGGGCACUGUAUAUCCCUGAAGGAGAGUUAAGGGGAAGGGUACUCAAGCAGUUGCACGACAGCCCUACGGCGGGGCAUUUUGGACAACACAAAACCAUGUGGUUGGUCACCAGGGAAUUUUGGUGGCCUAAGGUGAGGGAAGAUGUACGUGAGUAUGUAAGAGGGUGCGAGCAAUGCCAGCGAGCCAAAGGGGAAAGGCGGGCGCCGGCGGGGCUAUUAGAACCCUUACCAACCCCAGAACGACCUUGGGAGGCAGUGUCGAUAGAUUUUAUGACUGAUCUGCCGAAGUCCAAAGGGAAAACAGCCAUCAUGGUGGUGGUAGACCUACUAACAAAGAUGUGCCACUUUGUAGCUUGCUCGCAUGCAGUCACGGCGGAAGAGACAGCGAAGUUAUUUGUAGAAAACAUUUUUAGGUUGCACGGGGUGCCAUUGAGGGUGGUCUCAGACCGAGGAAAACAAUUUACUUCCAGGUUCUGGAGGAAGCUCAUGAGCUUACUGCAGGUGGAGGUCAAUUUUUCGACUGCCCGGCACCCUGAAACCAACGGGCAGGCGGAAAGAGCAAACGGUGUCCUCCAGCAAUACCUGAGGUGUUAUGUCAAUGACAGAGAGAAUGACUGGGUAGAAAAGUUGGCGCUGGCGGAAUUUGCCUACAACAAUGCCGAGAAUGUGUCCACAGGGAUGAGCCCCUUCUUGGCUAAUUAUGGGUGUCAUCCCAGGGCUUUCCCAGGGGAGAGGGGAGAGAUGGAGCGUCCCGGCAGCCGAGCAUUUUGUGGAAGAAAUGGAAGCAAUCCAUCGUCAGCUCCAACUCAACUUAGAAAGGGCGAAGGAAGAAUACAAGAGGCAGGCAGACAAGAACCGAAGGGAAGGUGAAACCAUAAGGGUGGGAGAUAGGGUGUGGCUGUCAACCCAAGGGUUGCCGAUCAAAGGAGGUUGUAAGAAAUUAAGACCCAGGAGGUUGGGUCCCUUUGAGGUCAUUCAACAGGUCAACCCAGUGGCUUUCAGGCUCCGGUUACCCAACCACAUGAAACUGCACCCAGUAUUUCACAGGUCGUUACUGUCACCGUACGAAGGGGGAUGAGAAGGGCUGGCCACUCGGGGACCGGUCGUAGAAGAAAGAGAAUGCAGCAGCCAUGUGGCAGAAAUCCUCGACGCCAGGUGGAAGGGGGAUCAGGUGGAGUAUUUGGUAGCGUGGGAAGGAGAACCGGAGUCAGAAAACACUUGGGUAAUGGCUGAAGAUAUCAAUGACGAGGUAUUGAUAGAAACGUUCCAUCAAAGGUUCCCAAGGAAACCUCAGCCUGUGGAGAGGUUCCGGAGGGAAUACUUUGGGACCACUGAUGAAGGGGAGGAGUUGGAAGGAUUCCCGGACUCGGAAGGGGAAGGGGAGAUGGACUCUGAGGAGGAGGUGUACUUCGAGACCAGGAACCGCAACAGGUUGAGAGAAGUGUUCGAGACAUCGGAAGAUGAAGGAAGUUCAUUCCGGGUUUUGCCUCCUCACCGCCCGUAGAGGAGGGGGCGAGAGGGGGUGAAGGGGGCCCUGGAGGGGAGGUGGAUGUCAGGGAACUGCCAUCGGACGGAAGGGAGGUGAAAGGGCUCACACAGGUUGGGAGAGACGCAGCAGCUGAAGAGGAAACCAACAGGGAGGUGAAAGGGCUCACACAGGUUGGGAGAGACGCAGCAGCUGAUGAGGGAACCAGCAGGGGAGAGGAGCUGAGCUGGAGGGAUGGCUCAGAGACACUUCCAGCGAAAACAGUGGAGAGGUUUCAGGACCUCCUGUAAGAACACCCACUCCUCGCCGGAAACUGUCACGCAGAGAUUCCAGAAGACGUGUUUCCGUUAAGGAGCUUUUAUGUUGGAAGCGAUUACGAAAGCAACCACUGUCGGAAUCUGCUAGUGACUAGAGUAGCCAUGUCUGAGGGGCUCUGUCACAGACAGAGGUUUGUGGACUUGAACAAACUCUGAGGGGAUACGAUUUUACGCACAAGCAGCUCAUCAUCCCAUCACAGCAAACAUUCAUUCUUGCCCAUUGAUUGUGGGUGGGACAAAAUGGGCAAUCCACAUACAGCGGACAUGGAAAAUCUUAAAUACCCUGACAGCAAAAACUAGUGUUUGUUUUUUCCCCUUCUAAAAAUUUAUCUAAACUUGCAUCUUUACAUAUAAAUUUGCACCUGCAAAACAUAUGCAGAUUGGUGUCAUGGCUGGGGAGAGGGGAAAUUUUGAUAAAAUGUGCACAGAUAGUUGAACCUACCUAAUAGUGCUUUCCAAAAUAAUUUUCAAAGCAAAAUGCAGUCCUUCAAAAUUUAUACUUCUGUGAAUUUGGCAGUGCAGUUCUCUAGCCAAGUGAAGUGUAAAAAAAGGCACACAUUACUAAAAAUGUUUUUAUUAUUACAUUAUUAUAGCAUAAUAUUGUAAAAUUAUUAUUAAUAAUAAUGAAAUAAUAAUACACAAAUGCUUUAUAUUAAGGAAGACUGGAGACAAACAAGUAUGUAUUGGGAUAAAUUUGCACUAUAAUACUGAUGAAUUGAAUUUAUUGAACUUUCAUGAGGACUUUAAAAAAAGAACAUUCACAGACUAAUUAGAGAUGUAGAGAACUGACCUGAAUAAUAAUAAUAAUAAUAAUAAUAAUAAUAACAAUAAUAAAUUAUUUAUACCCCGCCCUUCCCGGUUCAAAAACCAGGCUCAGGGUGGCUAACAGCAAAUUUAAAACACUUAAUUAUAAAAGCAGCAUAAAACAUGUUUAACAAUAUAAAAACAUGAAUAACAAUACUGGAAAAAUAAGAUAAAUAAUAAAUAAGUGUUGCAUGUAUGUAUAAGGAACCAACUUUUGGAACAGUGUUUGGUUGUGUGUAAAUAAGUGUGUGUGUUUGUGUAUGUUAAGGAAUUAAGGGAACCCUACAAGCAGGUUUGCUCGAUGAUAUGCAAUCUGAAAAGGCCUGGUUUGUUGCUGUCAAGAUACCCCUUGGUUGGGGCUCCGAAAGAGACUGUUUGCAAAAUGCUUUUAGGUUUCGAUUUCUGGCAAGAAGGAAACUAAAGAAAACACUGGUGGAACCAGGGAUUUUCACCAAGCUGGGUUGAAGAAGGAGCCGAACAGUGGCAACGGCAGUGGCAUUCUUGUCUAGAAGAACUAAACGGAGACAGGUAUGGUGUGUGAUGAUGAGGGGGAAAUAGAGGGGGGUAGAAGCGUCUCGCUUCGGGGAGACCCAAGUGCAUUCUGUGUGGGGAGAAGCAGAGUUACGGCAAUCUGUUUAGCUCAGUUCUUUGUGAGCACAAGUUUCGUCUCCCACUAAAGAUGAUGACGUUGUAUAGAAAAGUCAGGCAGCUUCACAGCGUUAUAAAUGUGUAUAUAGAUAGAUAGAUAGAUAGCAUGGCAUUCAGUAUUAAAAUACCUUCAAUGGUAAAUGGGAACCUAGAAGUCCAGCUUUUAGGGAACCCACUUUAGGGAACCCAUUAAAAUUUUAUUUGGCAUCUGUUUUGUUCUGUGUGCUUAGAGGUACCCACAUCUUGGGGGUGAGCUUCAGUUGUUGUCUCCAGACCUACUUAAAUCUCCUGGCUGCUACAUCCUCCUAGAUGCCCUGGGCUGGAUUCAACUAUCCGGUUCAAGAAAAACAGGGCUUUCUUCCCCUUUUCUUUCUGCCCAUCUUUUCCAACAUACUCUUCAAUGUUUCCAAGCUUUACACUUUCCAGUCUCAUUAUCUGCAUACCUACCGUAAAUUUAAGGCACCCCUCCCCCCUCAAAAAAUAAUAAUACUAGGAACUGUAGUUUGUUAAGGGUGCUGGAAUUGUAGCACUGUAUGGGGUGAACUGCAGUUCCCAGGGUUCUUUGCAGUGGAGGGUGUGCUUUAAAUGUAUGGUGUGUAAUGAUGAGGCUGGGAGGAGUAAGCAGAGAUUGUGUUUGAAUCUCUUUGCUGUGUGAACUUGACAAUGUGGAGUCCUCCUGAUAACCAUAGAGUUUCCCAGCCAGAAAAGUCUUGUCAACAAGUUAUGGAAGGAGUAACUUGUGUCUGAGUGCUAUUCUGAAUUGACUUGACUCUUGGUCUUCCAAGUUUUUCCAUAGACCAGCCCUCAAAACUGUGGCCACAUGGAACUUCGGGAUUAUCAGUGGGAAGUCAUUGAUCCUGCCUUGGAGGGCAAAAAUAUCAUAAUUUGGCUGCCAACGGGUUCCGGAAAGACUCGGGCAGCUGUGUAUGUGUGUAAGAGGCACAUGGAGAGCGUACAGAAGAGCAAGGUGGCUGUGUUAGUCAACACGGUAAGGACCAGGUGAUGUGGGUGGUUGGGAGACAGACAGUCCCUUACCAAAAGACAAGGUUUCAGUCUCAUUUCCCGGAAAAUGUUUCACUGCUGUAUUCUUGCCCUGGCAGGUGCCUCUAGUGGACCAACACCUGAAGAAUGAGUUUAGCGUCUUGCAGAAUUGCUUCAACAUUACAGCCAUCAGUGGCGACAGCAACCAGAAGCUGUUCUUCUCAGAAGUGUUGAAGAUGAGUGACUUAAUAAUCUGCACAGCACAGAUCCUUCAAAAUGCCCUUAUCAGCCAAGAGGAGGAGAUGCACGUGGACCUGACAGGUGAGCAUCUGGUGGGAAAGAGGUGUUAUAAGAGCUUGCUGGGCCAAACCAGUGACCCAUCUAGUGCAGCAUCUUGUUCUCUCAAUGGCCCACCAGAUGCCUAUGGGAAGCCUAGAAGCAGGUCCUGAGAACAAGAGCUCUCUCCCAUCCUGCACUUGGUAUUCAGAAGCAUACUGAUUCUGACAGUAGAGGUAGAACAUAGCCAUCAUGGUUAGUAGCCAUUGAUAGUCUUGUCCUACAUGAAUUUGUCUAAUCCUAUUUUAAUGUGAUCCCAGUUGAUGGCCAUAACUUCCUCUUGUGGGAUGAGCAUAAGAGCCCAGCUGGAUCAGAUCAAAGCCCUAUCUAGUCCAGCACCCUUUUCUCCACAGUGGCCAGCCAGUCGCUUCUGGAAUGCCCACAAGGAGGACAGGAAGGAAACGCUGCUCCUCCACUGCUGGGUCAUAAUUCUGGGGCAACAAGCCUCAUAUAACCAACAAGCUUAAGUCUAAUUAAUGCGUGAAGGGGUUAAUACCAUGGAGUACGCUGUCCUGCCAGGUUUAGCUAUGACACUUGCUUUACCUGGGGAGGAAAUAGGUAAUCAAGCCUAUUAUCUUCCAGCAUGUGAAGAGGUUUGAACUGGUCAUCAGUCAUUCUCGAGUUCCUAUGCCAGGAACUUUCACCACUUUGUAACUAAGAUAAGUUUUACUGCCUGCGCAAUUUUCUGAAGUACAUGAAUCUGACCUCUGAAGUGUUCAUAAAUAAACCCGUUUUAACUUGUCACAUGUGGGGGUUUUUUCCUAUGCUGGAGGAAGAGACAAAAUUUGGAAAUGAACUUUUUAAGGAGAUAUUAAAGAUCUAACAGCCUAUAUUUCCAUACUUGGCUGUAUAUUUUGUGAUGUCGUUGUCGUCGUCAUCUGUGCAGAUUUCACCUUGUUGGUGAUUGACGAGUGCCAUCACACCCACAAAGGAACCGCCUACAACAAGAUCAUGGAGGGCUACCUCGAACGAAAGCUGAAGGGCGAAAAGAAUUUACCACAGAUCCUGGGGCUUACAGCCUCACUAGGUACGGGUGGUGCCAGCUCCCUGCAGGGAGCUCGGGAACACAUUCUGCAGGUGAGUCCGAUGGAAGACAUUUGGCCCAAAUAUUGGAAGCAUUGUCAUUGUUGCUUUCCCCCUUUUUAACCUUAUUUCUAUUCAGAGGCUGCUUUGGUCUGCAGCUGCAGGCCCGUUUCACACAAACACUAAAUACAUAGAAGGAGCAUAGUUCAUGUUAGAGUACUAAAUCCCUGGCAUCUGCAGCUGCAAGAGUCUUAUACAGCAGGUAAUGGGAAAGACCUCUCUGCCUUGGACCCUUAAAACUUUCUACCAGUCAGAGAAGGCAGUACUACUUGGGGAGAUUGACAAAUAAUCUCACCUGGUAUAAGGUAUCUUGCAAUGCUCCAGAUGAGGUGGUAACAUAUAGUACUGUUUCAACUGCAAGUGAGGGAAUGCUCCACAAACACACACAGCCACAGCAUAUUAAGGAGAAAACCUUUUGCAGAUACUUGACAUGUCUGCAAGUGACAAAGGCAUACUUGGGUUCCUCACCCGUUUUCUUCCACUUUUAUCACUUGUAAGUCAACUCCUACUGGUGUUUUAAGGGCUAUAGGUCUGAUCGUGGAUUUAGCCGAUGUCUCAAACGCUCGCGUGAUUGACAUAACCACUCCCUACAAUUUAUUCUUUGAGCCAGUAUAGCCUAGUAGCUAGGGUGUUGGGCUAGGACCCGGGAGACCAAGGUUCAAGCCCCACUCAGCCAUGAAGCUCACUGGGUGACCUUGGGCCAGUCACAGUCUCUCAUCUCAGUAUAAUCUACCUCACAGAGUAGCUGCCAGGAUCAAAUGGGGAGGGGGAAAGCCAUGGAUGAAGAGCUCCUUGGAAGUGGGAUAUAAAUGUAAUAAUAAAUGAGAUAUAUAUAUAUAUAUAUAAAACCCUUUUCAGAUCUGUGCCAACCUGGACACUGAGAGAAUCAUGUCUUCUGAUAAACACAAGUUCUACGUUGAUACUUACGGCCCACAACCCAAGAAGCAGUAUAACCUGUCCCAACAAAGGCGUGAGGUAAGGUCCCCUUGCAACUACAGGGCAACUGUGAAGAGGCACCAGAGGCACCAUGAUGAGAAGGUGACUCUGGAGCUCUGAGCAAAGUAAAACAUUUUCCUUGUCUGAAUACGAACGCUCCUCUGAUCUGUCAUCUUCAGGACCCCUUUGCAGAACAACUGAUAGAGAUAAUGGCACAGAUAUAUAGUUACCUGAAUGAGCCUGACUUGACUAUGGAUUUUGGUACCCAGAUCUUUGAGCAGCAAAUUGUGGCGCUUGAGAAGGAAGGUGAGUGCUCAGUAAGCAGCUUUGUAGUACACGAAUAUGACGGGAGGGACAGGAAACAUGUCCACAGGCAGGUUAAGUGGCUUCCUUCCUGGAAAUGGCUCCCAGUAUGUUUCCGAGCUGACCUUUAAGGCCCUAAAUGGCCUCAGUCCUGUACACCCGAAGGAGCAUCUCCACCCCCAUCGUUCAGCCUGGACACUGAAGUCCAGCACCGAGGGCCUUCUGGUGGUUCUCUCACUGUGAGAAGUGAAGUUACAGGGAACCAGGCAGAGGGCCUUCUCAGUGAUGGCGCCUGCCCUGUGGAACACCCUCUCAUCAGAUGUCAAGGAAAUAAGCAAAUAUCUUACUUUUAAAAGACAUCUGAAGGCAGCCCUGUUCAGGGAAGUUUUUAAUGUUUGAUGUUUUAUUGUGCUUUUAAUUCUGUUGGGAGCCGCCCAGAGUGGCUGGGGAAACCCAGUCAGAUGGGUGGGGUAUAAAUAAUGUAUUUUUAUUUUUAUUUUUAUUUUUAUUAUUAUACCUGCAUCCUAAGAUAUUUUUCUGGAAAGUUUCGGGGAUUGAAUAUAGGGUCUGUUACAAAUGAUCUUAUCAUAGAAUGAUAGAACUAUAGAACUGUGGAGGUGGAAGAGAGUCUAAGGGUCAUCUAGUCCAACCCCCUGCAGUGCAGGAAUCCCGCCCCUCCCCCCACAGUACGGUUUACCUGGUGUGUUAUAUAUAGUCUUUCCAUUGACAGCUGAAAGCCUUUGUAUUCACCCAGGCUUUUUAAUGGCAUUAUAAAUCUGGGGUGUAAACUAUUUCAUGCUGCUUUUUUUGCAAAUAGGGUUUUUGCCAUCUUUUAUUGUUGUUGUUUUAAUCAUCAUUGCAUAUUGCUUUUGUUGAUAAUUCUGUUCUAAGCCACUCAGGGAAAGUUGGUUGAUGGGCAGCUGUAUGAUUAAUCAUAACCAUUAUCUUAUUUGUCUCUUUCACACUGUCAGGAGCAAAACGCUUUUGCCAAAAGACCCGAGUGUGUGCCUUGCACCUACGUAAAUACAAUGAUGCCCUGAUGGUCAACGACACUGUGCGCAUGAUCGACGCCUACAAAAUUCUGGAUGAGUUUUACCUGCUGGAAAAUGCUACUAAGGUGUUGCAGAACCCUGCUGAGCAGUACUUGGUCCGGCUCUUUGACAGUAAGUACACUGUCUUACACUGAGAAAUUUGAUUCACAGAAACACCACCACUUUGUUCUGCUUGCAUUUUAAUUUGAACUUCUCAAGCCAAUACACAAACUAAAGCAGGUAUCCUUCAAAAUUCACACUUCUCUGAAUUUUGCAAUGCAGUUCUCCAACCAAUGUGUACAGAAAUGAAUAUAUUGAGGAAAGUGUGUACCAAAAUGCAUAUAUUAGUGAAAAUUAUGUACAAUAAUGUAUUAUAUUAGGGGUUUGGGUUUUUGUUGUUUUUUUGUUUUUGUUUUUUGCAAAAGUGUGUGCAUUAGUCAAAACUGCAUACAAAAUGUGUUUGUUAGGAAAAAUUCACACUAAAAUGUUUAUGAAUGAGACCUUGUUAAAAGAAAAUGCAGAUUGCUGCAGAACUAAAGAAAACUGAAUCAAAGACUGAAAAACUGAGAAAUGGAGAGAAACCAAAACUGACUGAUUGGUCCAUUCCUUCUCUGAAAUGAGGUGGGUGAGUUGGCCAAAAGAGUCCAUAUAAACAGAGGCCAGGAACAAGUUCCCAGUUCCAUGUGAUCAGCUAGGUCAGCACUUAAAACUACCGCUUGAAGAGAGACUCUUGAAGAAAAAGAACUACAUGGAAGUGGAAAGAUGAAACUUCAGAAAAAAGAGGAGGAGAUGCUGCCCAGCAGACACUUUCUUUUGGAGAGACUCGGCUGGAUGCAGCACAUCCAGGAAUGACUUCUUUGGGCACCAGGAGUCAGACCGCAACUGGAUAUGUGGUCCAUUUCCCCCCAAACACCUCAAAAAAAUAUAACAUUAUGGCAUUCAGUGCUGCUGACAAAGUGAACUAUGCCACUUGGCACCAAGCAAAGAUGGAGUGAGAUCUCAGCAGUAAGAAGAUCUACCAGGAAGAAGAGAUGCCGGAGUUCGGAGCUGGCAGCGAGUUCAACUGCAACCUGCGUGAGGAGGCACGGUGCAAAAAAUAUGGCAUCACAUUAAAGGAGUUCAAGCUUGAAAACCAGCCCUGGAUCCUGAAAGUCAACGGCAAGACUGGGCGCAAGUUCAAAGGUGUGAGAAAGGGUGGGGUGAUAGAAAACACCUCCUACUACAUCUUCACCCGGUGUCCAGGUGGCGCCUUUGAAAUCUUCCCAGUCAACAACUGGCAUAACUUCACACCCAUUGCCAAGCGUCACACGUUGACUGCAGAGGAAGCUGAGGAGGAGUGAGAGAGGCAGAACAAGGUUCUGAACCACUUUAGCAUCAUGCAGCAGCAGCGGCUGAAAGACCAAGGUGAUGAAGAAGAGCAGAAGGAGAAGAAAGACCAAAAAAAAGGGAGCUACCAAAAAAAUCCAUGACUUGGAAGAUGAGCUCGGAUGACAGCGAGUUCAGUGAUGUGGAUGAGAAGAAAUACACAAAGGCCAAGAAGAAAGCCCCUCUGACGAAGAAAAAGAAGAAGGGAUCUGACGAUGAAGGCUUUGAAGACAGCAAUGAUGGGGACUUUGAAGGGCAAAAGGUUGACUACAUGUCUGGCAGACCCAGCAGCUCUGUGGAAGAAGCAGUGGGCAAGCCCAAAGUGACCAAAGAGGAAGGCAUCCCAAAAGGUAUAGACGAAGCAAGCAAGAGUAGCGAAGAUAGCAAGGAGGAGAAGAGAAGAAGGCCCCGACUCCCCAGAAUAAAAAGAAGAAGAAGAAGAAGAAGAAGAAGAAGAAGAAGAAGAAGAAGAGUUUGGAUUUGAUAUCCCGCCUUUCACUCCCUUUAAGGAGUCUCAAAGCGGCUAACAUUCUCCUUUCCCUUCCUCCCCCACAACAAACACUGUGAGACUUCAGAGAAGUGUGACUGGCCCAAGGUCACCCAGCAGCUGCAUGUGGAGGAGCGGAGACGUGAACCCGGUUCCCCAGAUUACAAGACUACCGCUCUCAACCACUACACCACACUGGCUCUCAAAAAGAAAAAGAAAGACACCAGUGAUGAGUCUGAGACGUCUGAGGACAGCGACAUUGACAGUGAAGCAUCUUUCACACUCUUCAUGAUGAAAAAGAAAACUCCUCCCAAGAAAGAACACAAGGGCUUGGUUAGCAACUCACAAGGGGAUGCCCUUGGAUGCUGGCACAUCAUCCACCUUGCGGGCCGCAGCUAACAAAGUGGAGCAAGGAAAGCAAUAGGCAGGGGCCAGUGAUCUCGCUGCAGCAAAGAGGCUGAAGUUGGACACUGGGCCCCAGGCCUCACCAUCUCUGGGACAUCUACCCCCCAGCCACAGUCGGGCAAGUCAACACCCAGCAGUAUUGAUGUGCAGCUGACGGAGGAUGCCGUGUGCUACUCCUUGACCAGAGGGCCCAUGACCACAAAGGAUUUUCUGAAGAAACUGCAGAUCAAGAAAACAGGGCUGAGCAGUGAGCAGAUGGCCAAUGCGCUGGCCCAGAUCCUGAAGCGCCUCAAUCCUGAGUGCAAGAACAUCGAUGACAAGAUGCACUUCUUCCUCAAGGAAUGUGGAGGGCAGAGGCUAGGCCAGAUACAAACUGUCCUUUUGAAUCCACCCUCCUGUUGUGCAGCUCUGAGCCCCCUUACAUUUGGUUAGUAGCUGGGGGUGGCUACAUCCUAGAACCACAUGGAUUGGGGAAAGCAAAAGAGCCAUUCUCCUACCUUUGUGCUGGUGGGAUUCAGGGGUGGUGAAAGGGGGCCGAAGACUGGGACAGUCUCAUGAGAGGCAUUGAAGCCAUGAUCUCUCUGAAUUGGAAUAGUUUUCUCUUUCACGUGGAGGAGUUCACAAAUGAAAAGUUGCCAUUUUUAGAAUAAACAGGGGCAUCUUUUUACACGCCCACAAACACCCACCCCACACCCUGUGUGUUCUCAAAAGCUGGAAGGCCUUGAGAGGUAAACCAUUCUCCGCCGCGACUUGUUUUGCAACCAGUUCUACUCUUCUCCCCUGGCCUCCCUCGCCCAAAAUCACAGAGACUCUGAGAAAGCCAUUACUGGUACACAAAUACUUUUCCUUGUAUUUUUUUUUUUUUUAACACAUUCUAAAAUUGUGUGUGCUUUGGCAAACAGAGGAAGACACUGCUCAGCCUGAACCUGCCGUGAGUUGCUUCCUCUAGCUGGAUGCAUAGAGUUGUUUUCAGUCUGCCCUAAAAAGUUUUGGGGAUUUUUUUGGGUAAAGCUUGGAAUUCCAAAUCUGACACGAAAUGGGAAUAAAUUAAGCAAAUUGGAAAAAGAAAGAAAGAAAAAAGAGGGGGAGCUAACAAGUGAAAAGAAACUGUUUAUGAGACUGACUGCUCUCCAAUAGACACUGUUGCCAUAAGCUGCAGUGGGUCAUUUGAAGUUUUGUGGGUUUUGUUUUUUCACUUACUGUUACAUUGUUGAUUGGUUGUGCUAACUGUUUUUAAUCUGUAAGAUAAAGCAAUAUUCUUCCUAAUCAUCAGACUCAAGAGCUGAGAUCUGUGUGCUGUGCACCUGUCUUGCAGGCUACAAAGCACGCCUCUUGGCCACUGCUCAAGACAAGGGCUUUGAGAAUCCCAAACUUGAUGAGCUGCAGAAAGUCCUCCAGAAUCAAUUCCAAGAACUGGAGACCUCGCGGGGCAUUGUGUUCACCCGGACACGUCAGUGCGCUCAUUGCCUUCACCAAUGGGUACAGGAGAACCAGAACUUGCGUGAACUCGGGAUCAAGGCUGCUGUGUUGACCGGGGCUGGCUUCAGCAGUCAGACAAAACACAUGACCCAGGUAACAUUAACAGUUCUCCCACAGAUCAAGUGAGGGAUGUUGGGGACCCUAAGGGGACCUUAGGGUAGAUUCAUAGUUGCAUGCAUAUUACUCGAUUUUUCUUGGGUUGAUAUAUCCUAGAGGAACACGUCAACUGCCUCCAUUGAAAGCCAUUGUGUUAGAGGUAACACCAUGUGGCAAGAGUUUUGCUUGCCAUGGUUGAUUCAUUCAACUGAGGUUGCAGCUGCCAAGGACUGAAUACGCUUGUGUGAACUGACUUCAAGAGAGAGGGCAAUGCAGCCCAUUAAAACUAAGAAGAAAAAUAUGCAAAUACAAAAGAAUCCCAGUCUUUGGCACGCUCCACAGCUGUCUUGCAACCACCAAGAUUUUCUCUGAGAACAGAUCCUGUAUAACAUAAAAACGGAGCACACAGGUCACCAUCAGCUGCAGGGUGGGCCUGGCUUCCUCCUGGCUUUGAAGCUGAAUUGGCAGGUGUACCAAUUAUUGAAUUAGAACAGUAGGUGGUCUAUUAGAUUUGUGCUUUUCUCCAUGCUUCACACAGACACAAAGUUUUAAUUCCAAAAUUAGUCCAGGGAUAUUGGGGGAGGUGCCAGGGAAGCAGAUUUCUUGACAACAUCUAUUGGAAUAUUCUAGAAGAAACUUGUAAAUGGCCUUGAACAAGUUGCUAGGCAAUGGAAAUUUCCUCCAGCAACAGGUGUCCUUAUCAGGGCAUGCAAUCCACUAAGUCUGGGCCAGCGUAAAUGAGUACGUGAAUGAGCCAGCGUUAGAUCUCUGGCCAGAUGGCUAAAAAGAGAAAGAGAUUAUGUUUCUUCAUUUGUUUUUAUUUUAUUAUUAGUGACCAGUGUAAAGUUUUGUACAUAAUAAAGACCCUGAGAAACCAAACCAAAUGGUGUUUAUUCCUGUAAUGGGAAUUUCACUAAGAGAUAGCUGGAAUGCUGCUGCUGCUGCUGUAAAGAAAUAAAAGAUGCAGGAAAACAUUUCUGUAAAAAGAACUCUGCUACAGAAAGGAAAGGAAACCCAAGAGUUUUCUUUUUCUGCUCAUGAACCAGCCAUUCAACAAUGUGCGCAGCUAGUUUUUGUAUCAAAGCUAUAAUUUUUCCCCCAAAUUUAGACCUGGAAAGGGAUCAUGUGCUCAGAUAGAAUGCAAAGGUGCUUUUAGAGCUACCCAAGUGCUCUAAAAAUGUUAGGGGCAUCCUUUUGUGCCCUUAAUGUCCUGCAAACACACAUUUCAAGAGGGCAGCCCCAGUUGGUCUGAAGGCCAAACUUUAUGUGAUGUUAACCACUUGCGCUCUGGGGUUGAGGACGCAAGAGAAGCUUCAGCCCCAACAAGCUCCACAUCUUUUCACCCUAUCUUGGGUUGUUUCCUCCAGCAACAGCAGAAAGAAGUCAUCUAUCAGUUCCGCAAAGGGACCCUCAAUCUGCUCUUCUCCACCAGCGUGGCUGAAGAGGGGCUGGACAUCCCCGAGUGUAAUAUCGUCGUCCGCUAUGGACUGAUGACGAACGAGAUUGCCAUGAUGCAGGUUAGUCAGUACUACUCUUGGGGGGAACUUCACUCUUGACCUCUGCCAUGGGGAGCCUUACAGUGCUCAGUAUGUCCUGGGAGGACAUGCUACAGAGGCCCAAACCCUGGUUCUUUUAUUCCAGGCCCUGGGUCUCCUGCUUCCUUUUAGUUGCUUUUUUAUACUCCUCAUCACCAUAAAAAAAUCAAUCUUUGUUAUAGGGCAGCUGGGCACACCGCAGAGUGCAGCGCCCUGUCAUCUGCCCUCUUCAUUUGCCCAUAUACAUAUAAAUUCUUAUAUGGGAAAAAUUAUAUGGGGGUGGGGGACUGUGCCCCAAGUCCUUUAAGUAACCAGCAAUUCCCCAAUAUAAUGGCUAUCCAGCAUCACAGAGGACAAUGUGGUUAUAAUGGGAAAUGAUGGAUGAGUGGACCACGUGGCUAUACCUUGUUUGCCUCUACAUAGUUCCAUCCUUAUUUCAGACAACACAAUAUAUUGAUAUAUUGUGAUGUUAGCUGGUGAUAUAUCGUGAUGUUGAAAGCCGGGUAUCGCCCAGCCCUACCUAAGGGGACAGGCAAAAGAGGAGCAUCUGGGCUGGAUUUCUAGGGAAGGACGCAAGCACUCUUCUCGUCACCUUUUCAGGCCAGGGGACGUGCCCGUGCCCCGGACAGCACCUGCUGUGUUUUGGCCAAGGCCAACAGCAAGGAAGUCGCCCGUGAGAAGCUCAAUGAGACCCUGGAGGUCCUGAUGGAGAAAGCGAUUGUGUGGGUGCAGCAGCUGCAGCUGCAACAGCCUCAACGAGAAUACCGCCUAAAGGUAAAAGGACGUCUUGGGGAAAGGGGGUGGCUGGUGGAUGCACAGAGCUGAUAGAAGCAAGGGUGGAGGAAGCCAUUGGUAAAGGAGUAAAACCAUGCAUUUUUUGGGGGGUGGCCUUUUUUGGAGGUGGGGAGAGAAUAACACACUUUGAGGCAAGUAAUACAUGCAGGAAAAUCACAUGGUUGAGCUCUUCAUGGACUAUCUCUUCAGAAUGUGGAGGGGGGAGAUGCACAUCUGAAUGCUCCCUCAUGUAUAAACAUUAAAAAAUACCCGGAGAAACCAGUGUAGCUAUAGGGGGUUGUUGCUUUUUCAACUCAAGGCCCACAUUCCCUAAUUGGGAACCUUCAGAGGGCCAUAUGCCAGUGAGGGGGAUGGGAGGCUGGGGGCAAAACAGAACAGACAUGACUCUUAUUUAUCUAUAUAUAGUAAUUCAAUUCCUGCCAUACAAAAGUCACGAGGUCAAUUUGUGCUCACUCACACCCCUUUCCGUUUGGGCAAGUGAGACACUAUCAGAGUUCAGGGACACCUGGGAGAUGCCAGCUGAGGCAGGCACACACUCUGCCUUCCCCCACCAGCAUAUGGGGUGGAGGAGUGUAGCGGGGGGGGGGGGGGAGAGCGAGGCUCAGCACAUGACUGAGAACAGCUGGCCUUGAGGGUUGAAAGCAGUAGGAUAAACAAGGCAAGUCAGUAAUUUACUUAGAAAUUAACUCCUAGAAUAGAGGAAUAGAGGAACAGAAUUGUAAGGGUUCUGCAAUCAGAAUAAUUGAUCAAAAGAUGCUCCUGUGGGCAUAUAGGACUCACCAUAACCCCUCAGUGAAUGAUAGAUGGUUAAAGAGCUCUGAGGGCACAAUGAGCCUAAGCAAAACCCUUAUGACUGAAGGGAAAACAGUGAGUCAUCUCGCAGACAUGUUCCUGCAAAAACAUUCAAGUAAGGUAUGGAGCAGGCCUGGGAACGGGUGUGGCCUUGGAAAAAUCCCAAGGGCUGGCUAGAGAGGGCUGCAUUUGGCCCCUGCGCCUGAGUGUCCAACUAGGUCUAAGGAGACCCAGUUUCUAAUCCUCUCCCCCCCAUGAAGCUCAUUGGGUAGCCUUGGGCUACUCUAACCUACCUCACAGGGUUGUGAGGAUAAAAGGGUGGAGGGAACCAAGCUCUUUGGAGGAGAUAGGGAUAUAAAACUAGUCCAUUAGGGAGAAAGUUAGGUUAGGAACCUUCUCUCCAAAGCUCUGGGGUUUCCUUGAACAGGAAGUUGUGCUGUUCGUUUUUAAUUAGGGGGCAUUCUGAAGUGGUACAGCCCUGCAAGACCUUCAACAUCCUGAAUAUGUAGCUUUGCUGUGGGGAAAAGAUGUUAUUGCUCAUUUAAGGCACACAGAGGGCUAUUGCAAUUUUCAUUUGUGACAGUCCUAGGAAGAGAGGAAAUUGCUCCCAUUUUGUAUAGGGGAAAUAGUGGCUAGCCAUUACUUUCUCCAGGUCUUUCAGGAACAGUUAAGCUGAAGAAGAUGUGAAACAUGAAAUGGUAUUAAUUGGACCAUGUUGUCUCUGAAUAAUUAAGCUAUGAAACACUGAAAGAAAGUAAGCUAAGACUUAAGCAAUGAUUUGCUGUGCAGCUAUUUUACGUUUUCAAUGGGUAGAACAAAAGAAGCAUUGGUGGGAGUACAUUGGGAGAGGAAUGCUCUCCAGCCUUGCGAACCUGAAGAAAUGGAGGGUGGUGGGAGGAGAGUCUAGAAUGAAUUUUUUAGAACCAGAUUCUCUGGCUACUUCUCACCUGCAGGCUCUCCCGGCUCAGACCCAAUUAGCUAACUCCCUUUGUCCCUCCUAGAUUGAAAAGCUUCAGCGUGACGCUGUUGUCGGCCGCAGGGUGCGGGAUGCUGAACGCGAGCAACAACGCCGCCUGCACGAUCCAGACUCUGUGUGCUUCUACUGCAUCAACUGCAAUGUGGCAGUCUGCUAUGCCAGCGACCUGCGCCUAAUAGAGAAUAUGCACCGCAUAAACAUCAACCCCGACUUCAGGUGAGUAAAGGUAAGAAGACCAGAAGCUUUCAGAAUCUCCAUUCUGCUUGCCUCAUCCAAACAGGAAGCAACAGGGGAGACAACCCAGAGUGUGGCUGUUGCUCUGCCAACUUUGGCUGAGGUUGACCCAACGUUUUUCUAAGUCAGAGCUGGCCCAACCAACUUAAGCUUGUUCACAGAAUGGAAGAGAAAGGGACUUGUUACGAUAUUGAAUCAAUGCAGCCGCGAGCUGCUGGUAGCUUGAAAACAAAACAUAAUGGGAAUGUUGGGACUGUUCCGUGGGAAACAGAGGGACAGUCAAUUCACAGUGCAGAGGGCACCGGAAUUAGCUCAGAGUGUAAUAUGAGCUGUACAGGAAGUACAGGAGGAUUUUGUCUCUCGACUGCUGGAGCUUGAAGAGAGCAGUCAUGAUUUUUGUAACGCUGCAAAGACAGAAAUAAAGGAAUGUAAAUACGUUUCUGUCUAUCUCUUUCCCCUGCCUGGGGGGGCAGGAAAGAGGGGGUGUGUUCUUCUCACUCUGAGAAGGAUCGCCUAUCGUGCCUAGCCUGGAUCCUGCCGGGAAUGCAGACAGGGAGGUCAACAGGAGAUCAAGCCGGGUGCCUGGAGAGUGGCCAGUUUCUCCUGAUAAAGGCUUGAUUCCCAACAGGACUUUGGUCCUCCUCCUCAGUAUUUUUUAAUAAAAAGAAGGGCCUCAGAUCAUCCAGGCACAGUUCUAAGAAUAUGCACAAUAUAUGCCUAGAUCAUAUCAAAAGGCCAUCUGUCACCAGAUGUUGUUGGACUACAGCUUCCAUCAUCUCUGACAAUUGGCUUUGCUGGGUCUUGUGAUUCCAGGAACAUCUGGAGUGCCACAGAUUGGCCAUCCCGGUGGAAGGCACUAUGCAUGCUGAUGAGAAACUAUAAAUACUGCUGCUGCUUGAGUUGAGGAUCAGUCAAAAGCGUUGCAAUGCAGCAGUAAAGUCUUAGCCUGCAAAGGGCUUUGUACUGUUUCAGUGAAACUGUAACAGUAAGAGAAUGAGAAGUGCUCUGGGGAUGCAAACCUCUUUGAGGUCACCUGUGACAAAAAGUGGUAUCUAAACACAGUAAACAAUCCAGCAUAUUUUUUUUAACAGCAGCCAAACACAAUGUGAUGGGAUGAUGAGCUGCUUGUGCGUAAAAUAGUAUCCCCUCAGAGUUUGUUCAAGUCCACAAACCUCUGUCUGUGACGGAGCCCCUCAGACAUGGCUCCUCUAGUCACUAGCAGAUUCCGACAGUGGUUGCUUUGAAUCGCUUCCAACAUAAAAGCUCCUUAACGGAAACACGUCUUCUGGACUCUCUGCGUGACAGUUUCCGGCGAGGAGUGGGUGUUCCUACAGGAGGUCCUGAAACCUCCCCACUGUUUUCGCUGGAAGUGUCUCUGAGCCAUCCCUCCAGCUCACUUUCCCUCAGCUCAGCUCCUCUCCCCUACUGGUUCCCUCUUCAGCUGCUGAGUCUCUCCCAACCUGUGUGAGCCCUUUCACCUCCCUUCCUUCCGAUGGCAGUUCCCUGACAUCCACCUCCCCUCCAGGGCCCCUUUCACCCCCUCUCGCCCCUCCUCUACGGGCGGUGAGGAGGCAAAACCCGGAAUGAACUUCCUUCAUCUUCCGAUGUCUCGAACACUUCUCUCCACCUGUUGCGGUUCCUGGUCUCGAAGUACUCCUCCUCCUCAGAGUCCAUCUCCCCUUCCCCUUCCGAGUCCGGGAAUCCUUCCAACUCCUCCUCCUCAUCAGUGGUCCCAAAGUAUUCCCUCCGGAACCUCUCCACAGGCUGAGGUUUCCUUGGGAACCUUUGAUGGAACGUUUCUAUCAAUACCUCGUCAUUGAUAUCUUCGGCCAUUACCCAAGUGUUUUCUGACUCCGGUUCUCCUUCCCACGCUACCAAAUACUCCACCUGAUCCCCCUUCCACCUGGCGUCGAGGAUUUCUGCCACAUGGCUGCUGCAUUCUCUUUCUUCUAUGACCGGUCCCCGAGUGGCCAUCCCUUCUCGUCCCCCUUCGUACGGUGACAGUAACGACCUGUGAAAUACUGGGUGCAGUUUCAUGUGGUUGGGUAACCGGAGCCUGAAAGCCACUGGGUUGACCUGUUGAAUGACCUCAAAGGGACCCAACCUCCUGGGUCUUAAUUUCUUACAACCUUCUUUGAACGGCAACCCUUGGGUUGACAGCCACACCCUAUCUCCCACCCUUAUGGUUUCACCUUCCCUUCGGUUCUUGUCUGCCUGCCUCUUGUAUUCUUCCUUCGCCCUUUCUAAGUUGAGUUGGAGCUGACGAUGGAUUGCUUCCAUUUCUUCCACAAAAUGCUCGGCUGCCGGGACGCUCCAUCUCUCCCCAUCUCCCCUGGGAAAGCCCUGGGAUGACACCCAUAAUUAGCCAAGAAGGGGCUCAUCCCUGUGGACACAUUCUCGGCAUUGUUGUAGGCAAAUUCCGCCAGCGCCAACUUUUCUACCCAGUCAUUCUCUCUGUCAUUGACAUAACACCUCAGGUAUUGCUGGAGGACACCGUUUGCUCUUUCCGCCUGCCCGUUGGUUUCAGGGUGCCGGGCAGUCGAAGAAUUGACCUCCACCUGCAGUAAGCUCAUGAGCUUCCUCCAGAACCUGGAAGUAAAUUGUUUUCCUCGGUCUGAGACCACCCUCAAUGGCACCCCGUGCAACCUAAAAAUGUGUUCUACAAAUAACUUCGCUGUCUCUUCCGCCGUGACUGCAUGCGAGCAAGCUACAAAGUGGCACAUCUUUGUUAGUAGGUCUACCACCACCAUGAUGGCUGUUUUCCCUUUGGACUUCGGCAGAUCAGUCAUAAAAUCUAUCGACACUGCCUCCCAAGGUCGUUCUGGGGUUGGUAAGGGUUCUAACAGCCCCGCCGGCGCCCGCCUUUCCCCUUUGGCUCGCUGGCAUUGCUCGCACCCUCUUACAUACUCACGUACAUCUUCCCUCACCUUAGGCCACCAAAAUUCCCUGGUGACCAACCACAUGGUUUUGUGUUGUCCAAAAUGCCCCGCCGUAGGGCUGUCGUGCAACUGCUUGAGUACCCUCCCCCCUUAAGUCUCCUUCAGGGAUAUACAGUGCCCCUUUGUAAUACAAAGCUCCAUUUCUUUCCUCGAAACCCCCUGGUUCCUCUCCCUCACCCCUAAGACCUCUGAGUUUAUUCUGGGCGUAUUCAUCAUUCUCUGUUUCCUCUACCAGUUCUCUUUGUCCCACCAAUGCCGCCCCACACACCCAGCGGUCCUCUGGAAUGACAUGUCUCUCUUCGGUGCUCCCUCCCUCCAAAUAUUCAGGUUUGCGUGAGAGAGCGUCCGCCCUAAUGUUCUCUGGGCCUGGCACGUAACCAAUCUCAAAGUUAAAUUUGGAGAACUCCUGGGCCCAUCUCACUUGCCGUUGGUUGAGCACUCGUGCCGUCCUCCAAUACUCUAGGUUCUUGUGGUCAGUGCACACUUGCACCUUAUGUUGUGCGCCAAUUAGCAGGUGCCUCCAUCUCCGGAACGCCUCAUGAAUGGCUAGUAGUUCUCGGUCAUACACCGUGUAGUUCGUCUCGGAUUUGUUCAGCUUUCGCGAAAAAAAAGCACACGGUCUCCACUCUGACUCCUCCUUCCCUGGCUGCAGAAGCACCGCCCCAAUCGCUCUGUCUGAUGCGUCAGUUUCCACUCUCAUCGGUUUUUGUAAAUCCACAUGCAGGAGUUGUUCCGAGGCGAAGGCCCUUUUUAGUUCCUCAAAUGCUCGCUCCGCCUCCUCAGUCCAAACGAACUUCUUCUUACUGCUGAGACAGUCCGUAAUGGGCGCCGUCAGGUGGGCAAAGUUUCGGAUGAACUUACGAUAGAAGUUCCCAAAUCCUAGGAACCUCUGCACAUCCUUCCUGGUUUUGGGUGUUUUCCAUUCCAGCACCGCCUGGACCUUGCCGGGAUCCAUGGCCAAUCCCUUGUCUGACAGGCGAUACCCCAGGAAUUCCACCUCCUUGGUAUGAAACUGACACUUCUCCAGUUUCACCCACAGCUGGUUGGCUUGCAGCCUGCUCAACACUUCUCUGACGUCUCUCACAUGCUGCUCCUCAUUCUCAGAAUACACCAACACGUCGUCUAAAAAGGCCACACAAUUCUUGUAAAGCAAAGGCCCCAGGACGUGGUUCAUAAACGAUUGAAAGCAUGCGGAGCCUGCUUGUAGGCCGAAGGGCAUAACCAAAUAUUCAAAUGCCCCUAAAGGGGUGAACAUGGUGGUUUUCCAUUCAUCCCCCUUCCUUAUUCGUAUCAGGUUGUACGCCCCCCUUAGGUCCAGCUUUGUGAAAAUCUUUCCCUUCCGCACCCUUGUCAAAAUGUCGUCAAUCCUGGGCAUAGGGAAGGCCACUGGUUCUGACACUGCAUUUAAGGCCCUGAAGUCACACACCAGCCUCGGCUUGUUCGUGUUUUUUUAUCCACAAAAACACUGGGCUGCCCCCACCGCCCUGGACUCUCUGAUGAACCCUCUCUUCAGGUUCUUGUCAAUGAACUCUCUUAGCUCCUGCAUCUCUCUGUCUGACAUGGCGUACAGCUUGCCUACAGGGAGCUGUGCCCCAGGGAGUAAAUUGAUUUGACAGUCAAAGGGUCUAUGCGGGGGUAGUUGGUCAGCUUCCCUUUCGCUGAAGACGUCGCGGAGAUCUGCGUAUUGUCGUGGUACCUUCACGUUCUCCGUUACUUCAGUCCCUGCUAGGGUGGCUUGGGCCCCUGCCAAACCCUUUCCCUCUUUGCAGUGUUCUAAGCAAUGUGCUGAACCAAAAGAAACCACUCUCUGAUGCCAGCCCACCAGCGGAUCAUGUAACGCUAGCCAGCUCAUCCCCAAUAUAAUGGGAGCUCCUCCCAAGGUGGCCACAUUAAACGCUAUCAGUUCGGUGUGCCUUGCCACCUUCAUUAUCAUUGGGACGGUCUGCAAGCUGACUUCUCCUCCCAACAGCUCCCUACCAUCGAUCGUGGUCACCUGCAGGGGGUUGCUUAAAGGGAUCGUCUGUAUCUGGUGUUCAGCUGCAAACUCUUUGCUCAUGAAAUUGCAGGAGCUGCCUGAGUCCAACAGCGCCUUUAUCUUUAGAGGGUGUCCGUUUGGCAGCUCUAGCGCCACUUCUAUCACUAGGGCGGGUUUAGGAGGUUCUGGCGUGGGCACUCUCACUGCUCUUUGGCCUGGCUGCUGUGCCCCGACGGUGGCAGCCAGGCGUUGGCUUUACUUGCUCCGGUAUUUCUUCCUCUCUUCCCUCCACAGCUCCUACCAUCCCUUGCCAUUCCUUCCUCUGGGGGCAGACUCUGGCAAAGUGACCUGGCUGUUGGCAGAGAUAGCAUUUCCGGGCGCGUUUUCCCUCCUUCUUUCCCCCUCACUGGGCUUUGAAACUGCGCGCGCGCGCUGUUCCGAUUUCCAUCGGCUCUGCCGGCGGGAAAGUUGGCUCUGGAAUGUCUGGAAUGCGGAACUCCUUCCAACGUUCCCCUUCCCUUCCCGCCUCUCCAAUGCUCUCGCCUCCUGGCGCGCUCCUAUGGUCAGCGCUGAUUUGGUCAGCUGGUCCAUAGACUCCGCCCUGGGCGCCCGGGAAAGUUCGUCUUUCACAGCCGAAGAAAGCCCUUCUUCAAAGAGCAUUUGAAUGGGUUCCGCCGAUAAGUCCCACCCCAAUCUGUGAACCAGCAUGGUGAACUCAGUCCAGUACUCACGGACAGAUCGGCUCCCCUGUUUGCAAGCCAUUAACUGUCUGCGCACCACUCCCUGUUCAAUAUCGCUGGAAAACAUCAGAUCCAUGGCGCGAAAGAACUUCAUCGUGUCCUUUAGGACGUCACUAUUCGCUGCCAUCAGGGGUCUAACCCAGUCUCUCGCCCCCUUUUCAAGAUGCCCAAUCACGAAAGCCACUCGUGAUUCCUCGUCAGGGAAUUCAUCAAACUGCAGAUUGAGGGCAUAUUGCAUCUCUGUCCGAAAGCCAUGAUAGUCUUUGGGCUCACCCCCAAACUUCUGCACCAAUCCUGGUACCUUUCUGGCGAGCUGGGUGGCUUUCCCCUUUUUGUCUGCAUCCUGAGCCCUCCUCUCCUCAAGCCUCGCCGUCUGCAGCGCUAGCUGGACCUCCAACACCCGGUACCUUUCUUCCAGGCUUGGACCCGCUCCAGCUCCUGCUUCUCCGGUUCCGGCUGGGUUGCUCAUGAUGCCUUCUCCCGCACAAGCAGCUUUCAAAGACUGUCGGAAUGCUGUGAUGGGAUGAUGAGCUGCUUGUGCGUAAAAUAGUAUCCCCUCAGAGUUUGUUCAAGUCCACAAACCUCUGUCUGUGACGGAGCCCCUCAGACAUGGCUCCUCUAGUCACUAGCAGAUUCCGACAGUGGUUGCUUUCGGAAUCGCUUCCAACAUAAAAGCUCCUUAACGGAAACACGUCUUCUGGACUCUCUGCGUGACAGUUUCCGGCGAGGAGUGGGUGUUCCUACAGGAGGUCCUGAAACCUCCCCACUGUUUUCGCUGGAAGUGUCUCUGAGCCAUCCCUCCAGCUCACUUUCCCUCAGCUCAGCUCCUCUCCCCCUACUGGUUCCCUCUUCAGCUGCUGAGUCUCUCCCAACCUGUGUGAGCCCUUUCACCUCCCUUCCUUCCGAUGGCAGUUCCCUGACACACAAGCAGGGCAUAGAUUAGAGCCUUCCCUUUUGUUUCCACCUGGAAUUUAAUUUUUAAAAGGGAUACUGCUACUAAACAUGGAAAUUCAGUUUUGUUGUUAUGGCUGCUACCUAUUCAUAGACCUUUCUGCCUUGUAGUUGCACAGUCUUUUUUUUUUUUUUUAAAACACCUUCUAGGUAGUCAAAAGGCAUUUCCUGUAGCAAACUCCAUAAAGUGAAGAAUGCCUUUUCAAAAAAAUAAUUGAACCUGUUAGAUAUGUAAAGUUUUAUGUAGUUGUGCAUAGGGGUGGGCACCUGGAUGGAAGAGCUUUUGUAUAUGUAAUGCUUAUGGCAUGUGGUGCAGUAUUUACAACAGAACAAAAAGGAGGCUCUCUGAAAAUGACCCUCAAACACAUUACCUUUCUACUCAGCAACUGAAAUAGGUAUCUAGGUUGCAACAGAUUUGUGUAUUCAGCUAGUCUCACAAGCAAGAAAUUAAGUAACCAGUUUGUUGUUGUUCCCUAUUUAGUCCGUACUACAGAGCAUCACAUAGCCAUGUGAUGAUUCCUCGCGAGUUUAGGGACUGGAAGCCAGGCAGCUCCAUCAGCUGCAGUAAUUGUGGGCAGGUAAGUGCAACCAGGGCUUAGGCAUUACUGCCGUAGGGUGCAUUUUUGUUAAUUCGCCUACUUUUGGGACUUUUUGUUGUAUUUGAGGAGAGAGAAUGGGUGGCUAGGUAAAGGAUUGUAAGAUUUGGGACAAAGGAUACGACCAGUCUCAUAGCCACUAGAUUCAUUCUUGUGACAACACCCACCUUCAGCCAGUUUUUAAAACUUCCAAGGUCUGUAAACCUGGACAUCUCAGUAAGAGAUGCCAGAUUCCAUAUUUGAACAUGUAGCCAUGUAAAUUCCUUGAUUUCCCUAAGGUUUAAAUGCUGUGUAUCUCUCCCUUUCAUGGGAAUCUGUAAUUAGUCUAGGGAGUAGCUACUCUACAGAAGAGGUCUUGGGAGCAAGGGGCGAGGGUGUAUGAAGCCUGGCAGUAGGCUACAUGUUUCACCAUUAAUUAUGGGUUCUAGCCCCAAGGGAAUUGUGCUCACUCUGCCUCCUGCUCUUCACAUUACUUCUGUCCAACUGGGCGUGAGGAAACCUGUUGUGUGGCUGAGUCUUCUAACUGGUCCUUGGAGCUAGAAUAGAAGGCAGAACAUGCAUUACAGAUCAGUAGGCAAGUGCCAAGAACCCAAUCAGCCAAGCUCCAGUAAUUAAACCUUUGCAAAUAUUAGUUGGGUGCAGCUGAAGGUGAAAGAUGCAAAAGAGGACAGGUUGCAUGACCACCUGCUGAAAUUCCCUCUUCUCCCCAACUAGUCUGUAUUUUGAAACUCUGCACCUCUAGGCCACCCAUGUAGAACAAAGUUACAUACAGUCAAGCUUGCUGAAAUCAAUUAGCCUCAAGGUGUUUAACUACAUUGGAUUGAGGAGCUGGACUACAUAUCUGAAUGGUUGUUUAAUAAUAAUAAUAAUAAUAAUAAUAUUUACACCCCAACAAAAUAUUAAAAUACAGUAAUGCAUCAAACAUUAAAAGCUUCCCUAAACAGGGCUGCCUUCAGAUGUCUUCUAAAAGUCUGGUAGAUGUCGUUCUCUUUGACAUCUGGUGGGAGGGUGUUCCACAGGGCGGACGCCACUACUGAGAAGGCUGGUUCCCUGUAACUUGGCUUCUCGCAGUGAGGGAACCGCCAGAAGGCCCUCGCCGCUGGACCUCUGUGUCUGGGUAGAACAAUGGGGUGGAGACGUUCCUUCAGGUAUACUAGACCGAGGCCACUUCAUAAAUUCAGUAUUCUAUCAGACAAAACAAAAUGCAUCCAUUUCUCCCUAGAGAUUAUUGGCUUGAUUAUGAAACACUGUAGGGUUCUUUCCUAAUCGAUUAGUCUUAAAAUUCCUAGGUCACAGUUCAGUGAAAAUGGUUUUGUGUUUUGUCUACUUUUGGCAUGGGCUAAUGCUUUCCCCAACUAAGUGGCACCUUUUGAAACCUGGGUGGGCCUUGCCAAUAACCUAACCGACCUGCUUUUUCUCCAUACAGGAAUGGGGCAUGGAAAUGAUCUACCGAGAAGUCAAACUUCCCAUGCUUGCCAUCAAGCAUUUUGUGGUGGAAACUCCAGACGGCCGAAGGACCUACAAGCAGUGGAGCAAAGUUACCUUUGACAUCAAAGAGUUUGACUAUUUUGAAUACUGUACUACUAAUGCCUUGCUGGACAGCUAAGACAUGGGGGAAAAGUGAAAAAUGAACUAGUGCCCUCUAAUAUACCCAGUGUUUUGCAUCCAUAGGACAUAAUGUCAAUAACCAUAAUGUCAUAAUGUCAAAUCAAUGCAUAAUGCCUUUGGGAAAACACCAGAGGCUGGAAGAUGAAAGUUGGGGAAAUUCUCAGGAACAUUUCAUAAAAAAGGUGAUUAGGGUGGGAAGAGAAACUUCACGGCCACUAACAAGUCUUAUCUACCUGAAAUGGCUGUCUGGUUCUCUAAAACAAGAGGCUGGUCAGGGAAAAUGCCUUAUAUGAGUGAUGUCAAACUUGCAAUUAAAAUAUAUAUUUUAGGGAGGGCUGGAUUCUAUGAAGGAAGUCUGUAGGAUGUGUUUGUGUGUCUUGCCGUAAAAUAUUCCACAUCCCUCAUGCAGUCUGGUGUAUAGUGUCACUCUAUCAACCACUGCUUGUUGUUUUUUUUAAUUGGAUCUUGCAGGGGCUGAUCUAUAACCUGGAAGCCCACUAGAUUUGUAAUUCUACUAUGAUAUAGUCUAUAAAAUAAACAAUAUUAACCUACA